GACCGAGGAUCCCACGGCAUCUCUGCAGCGCCCAUCCAAGAACACGGUUGCUGGGGCUGUACUGAUGCAGAGGCGGGUUUGUGUCUCUUGUGUGUAGCGCUCGGCGUGUAGCUGCUCUGCGAUCUGGGUGUGAUCACGUGACUCGCGCGCCUUGCUGCGCUGCGCUCUGGCCGUGGAGCGGACGCUGCAGGAGGAUGGAGGGAGCGGCGGAGCUGAGAUGGUGAGAGUUCCAAACAAUAGAGCUAACAACACUGCAGGCAUGCCUGAUGUUUGGCAUCCAGUCCUGCAUGUGCAUCAUUACUGAAACCAAUACAAAUUACUGUAACUGUCUGCUAAUGUUUAAUGUCAAUCACUAUUAGUGCUGCCAGAUCUAUCAGGGUUUUCCUAGAGCUAUAGCCCUUCUAUAUGGUAGCUGGUAGCACAUGAAACAUGCUUACACUGCAAGAGGGAAAUCCAUUGGCCAUGACAGCUCCUUUGGGAUGCUUCCAUAAUAAGCUUAGGAGGAUGUCAAUAUUACACAGUGCUGGGGAGCACCUUUCAUGGACUGCCCAUCAGUGUGUUAGAUGUGAUAGCCACUAAUAGUGAGAAGGAGGGGGUGCCAGGCUUACAUACAGCUAAGAUAGAGCUAGAGUGAACCGGCUGGGGUUUUUGUGAGAAAAUCUUGUUAUAUUGCAAAUGUUUAUUUUAUUUUUUUUGAAGGAUCAUUUAAUAACUGUUUAACAGUGUAUUUAUAACUGUAAUGUGUAACAUUGUAUUUGUAUGUGCUCCCUUGGACAUACUUGAAAAAAUUGGAAAUUAGAGGUGUAGUAAGGUCAUGAGGCACCCAGUAAACUUACUGAUUCAUGAACAUUGGUAUUUAUAUAGUGAUACAGGACGUCCUCGUUUUGCGAGCCGUCGUGGGAAUUAGAGGGGUUUCCUGAUCUGCUGCGUUCGUCUAUGUUCGGGGGCAUUUCCCCGAACAUAGACCAGCGCACUAGAGCAGGGAAUCCCUUAACUCCUCACUUACUGACCAAUUUGUUCGACGACCGGGUCUUAUGAACGGAACCUGGUCGAUAAGUGAGGAGUACCUGUAUACACUCAUUGAUAAACACAGGUAUGUGCAGUGGCGUACAUACCAGGGUCGCAGGGGUCGCGGCUGCGACCGGGCCCGGCCCACCAGGGGGCCCGGCCGCCCCUGCGACCUGGUAUGUACGCCCAGGGCCAGCUCCGGCAUCCCUACGCGGCGCGCAAGGGAGAUGAAAAGGAAGCACUGAGUGCUCCCUUGCGCGCGCGCCUGCCUACCCGACCGGCCACCCGCCCAGGAGCCCAGCAGCACCACUGGACACCAGGGAAUCCCCCCAGCACUCCAAAAGGUAAGGAGGCUGGGGGGAUUAAAUUAAAAAAAAAAAAAAAAAUCAUGUGUUAGUGUGAGUGUUAGAGUGUGUGUCUGCUAGUGAGUGUUAGUGUGUGUGUCUGCUAGUGAGUGUUACUGUGUGUGUCUUACUGAGUGUGUGUUUGUCAAUGAAAGUGUAUGUUUUGUAAGUGAGUGUGUAUGUAUGUCUGUCGCUGACUGUGUCUCUGUCAGUAAAUGCGUGUGUCUGUUAGCUAGUGUGUAUGCGUUUGUAAGUGUGUGUGUGUGUGUGUGUCUUCAGCACUUACCUUUCUCCAGCGCCGGACUCCCUUGGCGCUGAGGAUCCCUCAGCCUCUCAGCUCCGAAUGCGACCGCGCACGCAUUCAAACCGCCCAUGGGAAAGCAUUACUCAAUGCUUUCCUAUGGAUGUUCAGUGUGCUCCUCUAGCGGCUGUCAGUGAGACAGCCACUAGAGGCUGGAUUAACCCUCAGUGAAACAUAGUUUUCAGCUGCAGGGUUAAAACUAGAGGGACCUGACACCCAGACAACUUCAUUGAGCUGAUGUGAUCUGGGUGUCUGUAGUGGUCCUUUAAAGGACCACUAUAGUGCCAGGAAAACAUACUCUUUUUCCUGGCACUAUAGUGCCCUGAGGGUGCCCCCACCCUCAGGGACCCCCUCCCGCCCGGCUCUGGAAAGGGUUAAAACUUACCUUUUUCCAGCGCUGGGCGGAGAGCUCUCCUCCUCUGAUCCUCCUCUUCUCCUCCCCGUCGGCUGUAUACGCACGGCAAGAGCUGCGCGCGCAUUCAGCCGGUCACAUAGGAAAGUAUUCAUAAUGCUUUCCUAUGGACGCUGGCAUGCUCUCACUGUGAAAAUCACAAUGAGAAGCACGCAAGCGCCUCUAGCGGCUGUCAAUGGGACAGCCACUAGAGGAAAUAGGGGAAGGCUUAACCCAUUGAUAAACACAGCAGUUUCUCUGAAACUGCUAUGUUUAUGAAAAAAUGAGUUAACCCUAGCUCGACCUGGCACCCAGACCACUUCAUUAAGCUGAAGUGGUCUGGGUGCCUAGAGUGGUCCUUUAAGUGUGUGUGCAUCUGCAUGCACUGGCGUACAUACCGCGGUCGCAGGGGUCGCAGCCCUGUAACCCCUGCGACCAGGUGCCCACCGCCAUGUGUUGCGGCCCGGCCCGCGGGGGAGGGAGGGGCCCACGGAUCAAUUUUCGCACCGGGGCCCCAUGGGUCAUGUGUACGCCACUGGGUAUGUGUAUAUAUUAUAUAAAAUCUAAAUUUCCACAUCAUCACAACAAUGGUGAGGGGGGGGGGGAGGGAGGAGGAGGAGGAGGAGAGAGAGAGACUCAGUUUCACCCCCAUGUACCUUGGUGUGAGUGUAAUGGUGCUUGUUUUGAUUCACCAAUCACUUGGAGACCUGGGAGGAAGAGGAACUGUCUGUGCACCCCUCCUCAGUACACUGGGUACUUUUGGCACCAUAAACCAGUACAGCUUACUGUAUUGGUCAUGGCACUCAGGGUGUUCCUUUUAGAUAUUUUUAUUUAAAAAAAAAAAAAAAAAAAAGUCUUUAGACCAUUUGACACUUACCUUGGUUCCCUGACCUCUACCUAUCUGGGUAUACUACAGGUUUGGAUGGCAUCCAUUGGACUUCUCAUUCAUACUCUCAGACAAUGAAUUCCACUCAAAUUGGGAUGCAAUUUAUGUGUGUGUUUGUGUAUAAUGUGAAAGGAGACCUUCUGCUUUAGCUACAUUUAAAGAGGUGCUGAUUGCAUCAUGACAGCAUCUUGUCUGUUUAUGUAUUUAUUGAUGCAAGGUGACAUAUAAAACAUGUAGUGUAAUUAAAACCAAGGUACUAAUAGUUACUCUUAUUUUAGAUUAUAUCAGAUGUGAUCAUGUAAUUUAGACAGUAGGAAUUAAAACUAUAUUUAUACGUUGCUUGGGAUUGUUUCCCUACUUGCUAUGUGUAGGAGGAAUAUGUUCGAGUUGUCCCUGCAAUGCUAAAUGUAGAACCAGAGUUUGCUUUUUAAACUGCCAUUGAAGCUAUUGAGAACUUUAUCACAUUAACUGAAAUGUAAAUUGUUUGAGAAUUCAAAUUUAAUUUCAUGUUUUUGGGCAAACUGAAACCAUAGAGAACUUUUCCAAUAUAACUGGUUAGGGCUAAAGUACCAAAUUUAAAGCAUCACUGUUAGUCUGGGGGCUUUGCAGAAUUUGUGGGUCCAGGGACCAGGAGCCAAAUGUCACUGCUGUACUCUCAUGCAUGCACAAGAGUACAGCAUUGAGAUAUGGAGGAUCCAGCAAGACCGUGGGAUCCUCCAUAGACAAGGCCAUUUCCCUGCAGCCGUCACUGGUGAUUGACACUGUGGCUCCUCCCAGUGUCUAAGAAAGUAAGGCGUAGGAAAAAUAAAUAAGACAAAGUAGUCCCUACUUUGUCUAUAGUUAGAAAAAGAUAAAAAAUAGAGUAGGAAAGCGGAAGAGUAGUGGAAGUUAUUUAGGAAAAAGUACUGUAUAUACCAGUCUAUAAGUGUCAGGAUUACUGUUUGAUCCAGCACGUAGAACUGUACAGCACGGAUGACAAAUAAGUAACGUAUUACCGGUCCUUAGAAUGGCCGGAUUUAACGUACAAAGAAUAGUCAAAAAUACUAGCCGAGGUCAGGGAACACAGAAAGGGACACAGCGAUGAGGAAAGCCAGGAGUCAGGAUACCAGAAUAUAGAGAAGUCAAUAAACAAAGCCAAAGUCAAAAACCAGGUGGAAAACUAUAAACAGGAACGCGCUCUCAGACAACCACAAGGGAAACCACGACAGGGCACUGAGCAGGCUGAGAACUGGGCCUAAAUACCCCUCCUUUAGUUCUGAUAGGCUGUAACCGGCCUUUGACCCCAAAGUCAGUUACCAGGUUUCAUUUGCAUAAUUGCUGCUCAGCAUUAACUCUUCUGUGCAUUAGGUUGCUGCUCGGCACAACUUUUCCUGUGUGGACAGUAAAUGUCAUUAAUCACUUUUCUCUAAGCGGAUGAAUACAUGACACCAGGUUUCAUUUGCACAAUUACUGCUCAGCAUUAACCCUUCUGUGGAUUAGGUUGCUGCUCGGCACAACUUUUCCUGUGUGGACAGUAAAUGUCAUUAACCACAUUUCUAUAAGCGGAUGAAUAUGUGACAAUAAGUCGAUCUUGUGUAUAAGUCUAGUGCAGUUUUUUGACCAACAAUUGGUCAAUACUCAUGGAUAAGUUGAGGGUACGACUUUUGAAUGGAAUUGUUCCCCUUCUGUUCAGUUACCGAACAGACUCUGUGAGGCCCCUUGUUAACACCUCGUAAUCACUGACCACCCCUGGCUGUUAAGCGCAAACAAGCAUUCCCUGGGUGGCCGCCAUUCGUAUAUGCGAACGCACGUGUUCGUCCCGCAAAGGCAGCGGUACAUGGUCUUCGACAGCAUGGAUCUCUGAGUUGGCUACGCAAGCCCGCUGAAACUUGUACCUCUGCUCGUUCGACUUCCCGACCAGCAAAGAGAACGGCGUUCGGCAGUCGACAUUGCCCCACAUUCGAUUCCUGAACGCCGUACAAAAUUCUAUCAAAACUAGCACUGACCCGUGGAUAAGUUGACUACGUUUUAAAAAAUGAAGUUUAGGACAAUAAUUUCUCGACUUAUACAGAGUAUAUACGGUAAGUACGGCGUGACAGUGCCGCUUUAAUAUUGAGAUCUUUAUAAUUGAUAUUUUAAUGAAUGACAGAUACAUUCUCAGUAUGGGUUCUAUAAAUGACCGAAUGUUUUAACCCCUUAAGGACCAAACAUCUGGAAUAAAAGGGAAUCAUGACAUGUCACACAUGUCAUGUGUCCUAAAGGGGUUAAACAACAACAAAAAACACAACUUCUUCUAAAGAUACGGCCCCUUGUCGGUUGAGUGAUAGGAGAGAGCAGGAGAACGAUCCUAGAGAUGACAUAUCUUCUUCAUCACAGCAACCACAGUGCACAUACUGUAACUGCUUUGCUUAUUCCUCUGAUGAGGACAUCUUAUGCCUUGGUAGAGGAAUAUAGUAAUGUAUGCGUAUUCUUUCUGACUUCCAUGGGUAUGUAUUUAAGUAAGAAAUGUCAGAAAUUAAAAUGUUAGACCAAAAUAUCCAAACUGUAAGCUUAGCUGAAUUUUGUUUUGACCAUAAGGGAACACUAUAGACACCACGAAGACCCUGAAUGUUUCUCAUAUCGAUGUGUUGACUCAAUGCAUUUCACCCAGUGGAGGCAAAGCCUAAAUCCUUUUUUUUUUUUUUUUAUUAUUUAGAAUGUGCCCAUAUGUGAAAAUAGUUACUGGAACAUAGCGUUUGAAAUACAUAUUUGACAUAAUUGGUAAUAGCGGUUACUAUAGUGUUCAUUUAAUUUUGAAUUCCUGACAAUUCUCCCUUUCGUCAAAAACGCUGUUGGUGUAAUAUAGUUUGAUAAUGUCAUUUUUUGUUUUCUCUAUUUUUCAGGGACAUUGAGCCUCAUAAUGGCAAGAGCUGUUUUUUCACUCAAGCAACUUAUGAAAAGUAUUCCUUGGCACCAACACUGGCUGAACUCAUGCUUCUGGCAAACAAGUAAAAUUCAUUCCUCACGUUCUGUGUCAUGUGGAUAUAUUCUUAAAAGUUUAAUUAGAGUUGUUAGGGCAAGAAAAGAAGUCUAGAACAGAAGGUAGCCUUCUUCAGCUGGGGGUUUUCUGACCAUACCUGCUCUAGAACAACGGGCCUGUGGUCUCGGGAUGAUUUUUUUUUGUAAUGUAAGGAUAAUGCUUCGAAUAGUACAUGGGCUGGAUAAUUACUGGUUAACGUUAGCGAGCUAACCACCUAGAUUUCUAUUUGUUGCGUUCAUGCAUUGAUGCAAGUUGUAUCCACUUUUUGGCAGGUCAGUUCUCAUGGUGUUUGUUUUAGAUUAUUAGUAUCCUCACAGUUCCAGGCAUACUCGAAACCAUUUGAUUCCAUUCUUCUAUCUGAAUUUGUGCAUUCUAAAAACCGAAUAUGAUACACAUUUCAUUUUUGUAAUUUUUUUUCCUUACACCAGCAAAAUCAGUACGAGUAACGCCAGAUUUUGCUUAUUAACAUAUAGUCCUUAACUGAGGCAGCCUGGUGUUGCUAGAGCUUGCAUGUUCAGUACUUGGGCACCUAUGAGUCAGCAAACUUUUACAGCUAGAUGUUAAUCUGACAUGUCAGCUUUUACUUCCCAUGGCAUCUUUUCCUACAAGGAGAGACAGCUGUGAUGUGUCUUCAGCUAAGUACUGCUGAUCUCUUAUCAUUUUCUCAUGUCUCCUGUGAAUAAUAACUUUUCACUAACAUUGGCCAAAACCAUGCACCUUCAAAUGUAAUAUCUCCAUAUCCUUCAUAGCUAAUAUAUCCUCCAUAUCUAGUAUCCGUCAUACUGGUGUAUAUAAAUAUUUUUAAUUAGGAUAAUUAAUUGCCUUAUAAUGUGAUAGGCAGGAGUCACAUUCACCCACAUAGUUACACUCCAACUUUACGCAAGGAGCUUAAAGGGACACUAUAGUCACCAAAACAAGUUUAGCUUAAUGAAGCAGUUUUGGUUUAUAGAUCAUGCUCCUGCAGUCUCAAUGCUCAGUUCUCUGCCAUUUAGGAGUUAAAUCACUUUGUUUAUGCAGCUCUAGUCACACCUCCCUGCAUGUGAAUUGCACAGCCUAAAUAUGUCAUGUAAAGAGUCAUCUAAUGUUUACACUUCCUUUAUUGCAAAUUCUGUCUAAUUUAUAAUUCCUUAUCUCCUGCUCUUUUAAUAGAUUGCUAGACCCUGCAGGAGCCUCCUGUAUGUAAUUAAAGUUAAAUUUACAGAGCAUGAGAUAAAAAUCUUUUAAAGUAAGUUACAUCUGUGGGAAAAUGAAACCAUUUUGUUUUCAUGCAGGCUGUGUCAGUCACAGCCAGGGGAGGUGUGGCCAGGAGUGCAUUAACAGAAACAAAAGUAAUUUAACUCCUCAAUGGCAGUGAAUUGAACAGUGAGACUGCAUGGGGCAUGAUCUAUACACCAAAACUCCUUUUAUUAAGCAAAAGUUGUAUUGGCGACUAUAGUAUCCCUUUAAACUUAAUGCAGUUUGUUUCAUAGAAUGGUGACGCAUGAAGGUCAAAUGUACGGUGUGUGGCUUUAAAAUGUUACCGUGUCUAUUACUGUUGGUCAUUUCAGGCUUCUUAAACACUGAAGCCGUGCUCCACAAUCAAAUCAGUGACCUUGUGUAGUAACUGAGUGAGGGGGUAGUGUAUAGCAGUGUUUCCUAAACCCUUCCUCACUUACCACCUACCAGGGUUUAGGGAGACUGGUUUUGGGGUACCACUGGUGUAUAGGAUGGCAGUCUACAAGAGUUUACAUAAAAGGUUUUUGCGAAACUAGACCAUCAAAACAAUAUUGUGUAUAUUCCUAUACAGUGAAGAAAUUAUAUGUACGUCUUUUUUUUCCUUUUUAUGUUAAUAUUUUAAAAUAAUAAAAUCAUCGGAAGCUAAGUCUCCAAUGGCUGCAUUAUCCAACUUUAUUGAAAAUCAAUCGAAGUUUAAAAUUUAGAAUCUGUGCAGUCGUGUGACCAUUUUGUCCUCUACAUACCAGGUGACUAACCUGAUAUAAAUAUAGGUAUAAUCCAGCUACCUAGGGGGUUAAAAUCUAUAUUUAACAAAAAAAAAGGCAGUGCAACCUCUCCUUUAUCAGACUUUCUGUUCAUUAUGGAGUGCUCUACCUGCAAGGCUGUCAUUGCCUGGAUACAUUAUCUACUUUUACGAAAUGGAUAUGGAAAUACACGUCUCUUAAUAUUUCAAAGAUUUUUUUUUUUUUGCAUGCUACUGGUAAUUUGGGACUAUUUUAAAUAAUGAAUCUAAUGUAUUUGGGUAUUUGGAGAGCUAAAAUUACCUGAUGCAUUUAAGAAUGGUGCAGCGUGUGGAUCAAUAAUAAUAAUAAUAGUCCUGCAAUCUCCACGAUGAAAUGGGUCAAGCUUAUAAAUUUCAAAGUUUGAUUGAUCUUCUGUAAAGUUGGCUAAUGGUGGGGAGGGGACCCAUACCGCAAUUCCGUCAAAAUAUACUUACAAAGUAUCAACUCUCUGGAUUGCUUAAAAGAAACACCACAAGGUGGCACUAUUUCCUCAGACUAUUGAUUAGAUAAUAAAUCUAGAGAAUGUAUAUUAUGUAUUUUAAAAUAUGAACAUUUUCUCAAAAUAAUAAAAUGUUAGAGACCCUAAAAAAAUAAACAAAACAAAAAAAUGGAAACAUUAAAUGUAAAUUAGGAAUCGAUAUUUAAAAAAAGUCAAUUUGAGGGAUUCUCAAAAAGUAAUGAACUAGGGCGGUUAAAGGUACCUUUUAAGGUCAAUCCAACAGAGAAUUUAUCAGCAUUAUGGAAUUCUGUGUUCAUGUGGGGGGUUGUAUACGUAUGCUGGGACUGGGUACUCCCUUCUCUAACACAGAAAGGUAGACCGCAAAAUGCUUCAUCAAAUCAACUUACACCCGGAUCUACAUAAGCUGAGUGGACAGAGGACGCUCUGCAUUUAUUUUAGUAAAUUUAGCAUUUCCCUGUUCUAGUAAAUAGGAUGAUGAAAGUCGAGGAUUGCUUUGCUGCCUAGUUGCACGGUUAUGUCCUCUAUGGUCAAACCGUUAUUACUUCGUGCACAGGAUGUGCUUCCUUCUACCCGAACAAGAACUUUUAUGGUUACACACACACAUUUAUUUUUUUUACUUGCUUUACAACCCGAAAAGUUUGUUCAGCAUCCAUGUGCAAUUUAGCUUCAUUCAUGAAAAACAAUGAAUUAAGCUUUUUGGCAAGUGAAUAGGACCUGCUAUUAGCUUAGGGAUUAUCAUUCUUCUUAUUUUAUUUUUUUUGCCUCUCAAUAUUGAAAGUACUUAAUGCAAAAUCUGUAAUCCCCACCUCCAUCUGCCAUAAUGAUCUAAUCGAUUUCAAUUACAUUUUUGUUUUUAUAGAGUACAGAAGGCUCCAGAGAAAUCCCCAGAAAAAGAAGAGAAGGCCCCCAUUUCCCAGCCCACAGUUCCAGAGAGAGAUGAAGCUGUCAGAACGUCCACAGACAUUCAGUCUCUGCCUGAGCCCCGCGUGCCGUACCCCCGCUCCUCCUCACUCUCUUUGUUGGAGCAGAGGACAUAUGUACAGCUGAUGAUCAAAUUUAUGGGCAAGAAAUGCUUCAAACCACAUAUAAUACAACUCCGGGAGUAUGAACAUUAUCAGGUAUGGGCCUCUGCGUAGCACAGAUACAUUGUGCAGUUUAUACUCUUAAUGGAUCACUAUAGUGUCAGGAAAACAAACUCCUUUUCCUGAGACUAUAUCAUAAAACCCCUUCGGCCACUUAUUUUAAUCCAGCGCCGGGCACCCCUGACGCUGGCUACCUCUCCUCCCCCACAGACGUCAGCCCCCGCGUGGAGCUGAAUGCGCAUGCGCGGCAAGAGCCGCACACGCAUUCAAACAGUCCAUAGGAAAGCAUUUCUCAAUGCUUUCCUAUGGACGUUCUGCACGCUGGAUGCGAUUUUCGCAUCCAGCGUCGCAGAAGCACCACUAGCGGCUGUCAGGAAGACAGCCACUAGAGGUUGGAUUAACCCUGCAAUGUAAACAUAGUAGUUUCUCUAAAACUGCUAUGUUUACAUCUGAAGGUUUAAAACCUGGGGGACCUGGCACCCAGACCACUUCAUUGAGCUGAAGUGGUCUGGGUGACUAUAGUGUCCCUUUAACCCCUUAAGGACCAAACUUCUGGAAUAAAAGGGAAUCAUGACAUGUCACACAUGUCAUGUGUCCUUAAGGGGUUAAAGGAACACUCUUGCGUAAGGAAUACAAAUCUAUAAUCCUGUUGCUACAGUCUACCUAUCUCUAGUAGUAUUAGGUUUGUCCCCGGAGCAAACAUUUAAAAAAAAAUGUUUAAUUAAGUUUUACAUACCUUAAUCCAGCAACGAGGCUCCUUGGUGCAGCUGACUACUCUCGCCCCAUUGAGGUCUGCACCGUGACGGUCUAAUACAAUGCUUUUCCUGGAGGAGUAUUGGGGGGACCUAUUUCUCAUGCGCAACGCGCACCAUUGUGCUUUUAAAAAUCUUAAUUUCCUAUGGGGACCCUGCGUCACGUGACCGUUUUACUCGGUCUGAGCUGUGGAAGCUCCUCUAGUGGUUGUCAGUAUGACAGCUACUAGACGAGGAGUUAACCCAGCAAUGUAAACAUUGCAGUUUCCCAAAAACUACGCUAUUUGCAGGGUUAAGGGGACGGGCCACUGCACCCAGUCCACUUCAUUGAUAUGACGUGAUCUGGGUGACCGCGAUAUUCUUUUUACUAUAAAUUGUGGAGAAUUAAAAAUAAACUUUUAAAAAACAUUUUAGGAUAAAAUAGUGGAAUGUUUCCAGUUAAUUCAUUUAUUUAUUUAUUCUUUUGACUAAAACUUAUCAUUUUCUAAUUCGUUCUCAACAAUUCCCAGUUUACUGAAUUAACUCAUGUCAGAAUUAGUGUAAUAUAUAGACAAAUCACAGCGAUUUUUAAAAUAUCCGUUAACCUAUCCAAACUGAAGUCCCUGUGAGCUGUUGAAAGCGGUAACCAGCUGUGUGGACAUCAUAGUGGGAGGUACUCAGAGCGCUUCAUUCCAUCUAUAAAAGUGAGAGCCUUUGAGCAAUUCUCUUUUUUUAUGAUACUGCACAUUCAUUUCUUUUAGAUAACAUUUGUAUCCCCAAAUUUGUGAGUACAAGAAAACUAAAUAAAGUCAUCUUCACAUAAAUGUAUAUAAACACAUUUUGAAUGUAAUUCAAACUAAAUGUCUGGCUCCGUGUGAGUUUAACUAAAGUUGGCACAAUUAAAAUACCUUCACAUAAAUGUGCGUACGGUCAAAGGAUUAUGAAACUGAACAGGCAGCCAAUGCAUCAGAGCCACUACAUCCAUUUGUACUGCUGUACAGCACUACUAGGUUGCAGGUACUACUCCUUGCUUUUGGGUCAAAUGUAUUUCAAGUGGUUCCUGUUCACCUUUAGCAGUUGGUGCCCUUUUAUUGAACUGUAUGCACAGAACAGAGAAGUAAAAUUGUCUGUGUUCAGUCAGCAUUUCCUCUGUAUUUGCCAACCUGUUUGAAAUGAAAGAGAAAGCAAUUGAUAGACAUCAAUCCUAUCUUUAUUUUUUGUGUGUCACAGUUAAAGGAUUACUCCAAGCCUCCAGGAGUACCCUGGCCUGGUUCCCCAGUAAUGGGAUAAAACGUUUAGCAAUGGUUUAUCCACUUAGCUAGGUCCACGCCAGGCACCGAUGCUCCCUCUUGGUCCAGAUAUGUUCUUCCGGCCUCUCUAGAACCUGCGGCAAUCGCAAUCCAUUGACUAAGAAUGGCAGCUGACCAUUAUAAGCUAAUGACUAACAAUCUGUACAACAUAAGUUUCUCAGAAUUGACAUUAGCCAGCCAAGAACUCUUGUUCUCGUUAUUGACACCCCAAUGAUGAUGCUGCUGGAGAUGGAGUUACACACAUGCACAUAAAGACUACAGGCACCAUGGCCACUUCCAAUCACUGUAGUGGCCAUGCUGCUUGGAGUAACCUUUUAAGGCACCAAGCCACAGGUCUGUACAUCUCCCCAGUGCCAGCUUGCCUGGUUUUCACUGUUACCAUCUACUCCAAAUGAGGCUCAUGUGGGCAUGAUAGGUUGAUAUAUUGUUUUUGCAUACUGUUGAUUGAAUGUAGUGUUUUUUUUUGUUUGUUUUUUUUCCCUGUAAAUCUCAAAUCACAUUUUGAACCUGGUUACAGGGUUUAGCAAGUCCCAAAUAAUUCUAAGUCCUUUAAUAAGCUGGUCAGCGCUCUUGACUAAAUCGUAAACCAAGAAAAAAAAAUAAAAAAAUUUAAAAAAAAUGAUUGCACAGUAUUUGCGACCCUUUCUUAAUUGUAUAACUGCCUUAUUGAUCGAGUGCUCAGCAUUUGAAUCAUGUAUCAUUAACUAGAGUAAAAAAACAAGUAGCAAGAGAGUGCUGAGGACGGACAACAGCUCAAUUAGCUUGCUCUUCGGUGGGUCCCCGCUCAGUUCUCAAGCUGGUUUUAGCUCAUCUUGUGCCAUUACAGAGAGAACCAGGCCAUGUAUCUCAGACUGAUUCCAUCCAACAGGGCAGAACAGAUCCAAAAUACAGGCCGGCUCUACACGAGAGAUAUAGCAACCCCAGACAAUCGUUUCAGCCUUGUUAGGCAGAGGGAACUUGCUGGCAUUUCGGAUCUGGACUGCCCGUAUGGGUGGGACCAGUCUGAUAUGCUUCAGAUAUGUUCUCUCUGUAAUGGCACAAGAUGAGCUAAAACCAGCUUGAGAACUGAGCGGGGACCCACCGAAGGGCAGGCUAUUUCAGCUGCUGCCCGUUCUCAGUAUUCUCUUGCGACCCAUUUUUUUGCUCUCCACAAGUUUAAAGGGUAAUCCAGACGUAGACCCUUGCUCACGGUGCCUAGGGAGAUAUCAGCUAUGCCUCACUGAUGAUGCCUAACAAGGCUGAAACGAUUGUUUGGGGUUGCUAUAUCUCUCGUGCAGAGAGAACUUGCUGGCAUUUCAGAUUUGGACUACCCGUAUGGGUGGGACCAGUCUGAUAUGCUUCAGAUAUGUUCUCUCUGUAAUGGCACAAGAUGAGCAAAAACCAGCUUGAGAACUGAGCAGGGGACCCACCGAAGGGCAGGCUACUUCAGCUGCUGCCCGUUCUCAGUAUUCUCUUGCGACCUGUUUUUUUUUAAUGUAUCCUUAACUGUUGAUUUCAGGGUUGGGUUUACCUGAUGUGGACAUUCUGCCUUUGCUGUAUGUUCUGUCAGUAGAACCAAUUGUUUGUCUAUUGAUCUGAUCUGCGCUAAUCUAUCCAAUGUGAUUUACCAUAUUCUAUCUAAUCUAUCAUAAUUUUUACUUGUUUGACUACAUAGUCAGUCAGGUUUGUAUACACUUUAAGAAAAAAAAUGCAUAUUGUUCUGCGUUUCAUUUUUGUAACUUUAUUUAUUUGUAAUAUUUCUUUUUUUGUUUUUUUGUUAUUAGUUUCUGAAGUCAAAGGCAAGCAUUGAGAAUGCAGAGUUUCAGAAAUUCCUUCAGAACAGUGCCCGGAACUGUAUGGAAGAUUACAACUGUCUCUCACCGGAUGCACAGUUAUACACACAGGUGUGUCUGCUAUCUGUAUACACUAAUUCAUGUAUGCUGUAACCCUCACUAGAUCAUAAUACUGGGAUUCACAAAACAACAUAUGAAGUGUAAAGAGUAGAACCAAUUGAAGAGUGUAUAGCUCCACUGGUCUGCUACAAAUUACAGACAUUCAAGGUCAACUUUCUCAUGGGAAUAUCUAAGGAGUGUCUGUCCCUGAACGGCACACCUAGUUUGGGAUCAAGUUUUGAAAACUGGAUUUCAAUAUAAGAACUAAUUGAUGAAAUCUUAACUGUUAUCCAAAAUAAUUAUAGGACUUUUUUUAGAGUAAAGUUAGUUUUUCUUAAAGAGAGACCAUUGGCUGGAGUUGACAAACCUUUGAACACAAUACGGGCCAGCAGUAGAUCUUUUCACCUACAUCUUUAAAUACACUGCAUGUAAUUCAUUGACAUUGAGUUUGGCACAGGCAACAUGCAGGACCGCCAUCAGAAAUUUUGGGGCCCCUAACACAGCUCAAGUUCUGGGCCCCCGGGGGUCUGCCUCUAAGCCCAUCCUCGGGGCCUGCCUCCAAAUCCCGCCACAGGACCCGCCUCCAAAUCUGCCCACAUGGAAGCAGUGUUUGUAGAGUGCAUAAGGUGUGUAGUGUGUGUGUGUGUGUGUGUGUGUAUAUAUAUCUCACACACACACACAGUAUCUCACAAAAGUGAGUACACCCCUCGCAAUUUUUGUAAAUAUUUUAUUAUAUCUUUUCAUGUGACAACACUGAAGAAAUCACACUCUGCUACAAUGUAAAGUAGUAAGUGUACAGCUUGUAUAACUGUGUAAAUGUGCUGUCCCCUCAAAAUAACUCAACACACAGCCAUUAAUGUCUAAAUCGUUGGCAACAAAAGUUAGUACACCCCUAUUCUAUUUAAUAUCACUCCUGUAUACACUGCAUCUAUUUGCACUUUAAUCUUUUAUUAACGCACGCUCUAUAUUGAUGUUUGUUGGAAAUGUAAAAUUGGUGGCAUAUAUACAAAGGUGUAUAUCUUUGUGUUAUGGUACUUGAUGGUAGAUUUCUUUCAGCAUAUAUUUCUGGAUUUCAGAUAUAUGACCAAUGGUUGAAAUGUAAGUUUGUAUCUCAAAAAAGUAAAGUGUCAAAGUUUGUAUAUAACCAGAAAUCUGAUGUCAUUCCGAGAAUCCUCUUCUUCUGUGCUGACAUACAUAAACAAAGCAGAAUGCCUUCAUAAUAACACUAUGAUGUUUGUAAUGCUAAAUAUAGUGUUUGUGUGUGUGUUUUGUCUUCUGUCUUUACAUUUCAGGAAGUACUGAAGGCCAGCCGGUCAUACGUGAAAAACUAUCCCGAGUUUUACUUUUAUCAUGAAGUCACCAGUAUGCUAGGUGGGAAAAUCAUCCCUGAUCUCACCUUAAAGCUGGAGAAAUGCCUUUUAGCAUUGGUAAUGCAGUUCAGAAUUUUUUUUCUUUUGUGUUACUUGGACCUUUAUUUAAAAAAGGACAUUUAAAGGGACAAUGUACACACCAUUUCCCUUCAGUUAAUUCCAAUAGUUUUGGUACAAAGAGUCCAUGGAUGCGGUCCAUCCAUUUUUCAUGCACUGGUUUAGAGAAGUUUGACAAAACACAGGGUUUUCCAUGUAGCUAAUAAUGCACAGUCAAACUCUUACAUUUACAGCAAUGAUGGGCUGUGAGCACCAGGGACGGUACUAUAACCACUACAUUGUACUGUAAUGGUUAUGGUGGUUAGGGAGUCCCUUUGUCAUGACAGAGUGUUAAUCCAACCACUUUUAGAAGUGGUCAAGGUGGUAGGAAUCUGGAUGUGCAAUGUUACUGCACAUAACAAAAUACUUUGUUACAGAGUUAGUUACACCCCUGGCACACGUAACUUAGGCAGCCUAAUAUGUUCCAGACUGCCUGAUGUUAAUUCUGUUCAAAAAUUAUUUCUGUGAACCUGUGGAACAGUCCAAACGAAUGCUUCUCAAUUAAUUUGAUCUCACAAGGGAAGAGACACAGGUGCACUAAUGAAUAAUGCCAAUAGGGUGUUUUAAACUGAAUAACAGCUUUAGAUAGCAAAGGCUGGAGUAACUCUUUAAGGCCAAAUAGUCAAUCUGAAGACAGGAUUCACUUAAUUAAUUAUUCUAAUUUUGUCUGUUUUGCACCUAAUUUUUACAUUCAUCUUGAAUUCCCAGCAAUUCUCACUUUAGUGGUAACCCUGUGUGUCUCAAUAGCCCUGUGGAUUUAUUUAACCUCUUCAUUAAAAUAAACUUUCUAGUUCUAAACCAAAAGAGGUAAAAAUCAUUUUAUGGCACUGUUAUUGGCGUUAUAGCUCCGUCUCUUUAAUUAUUUUGAUUUUAUUUUCAGGGUGAAGUUCAUUUUGCAAAAAUUACUUUUCCCAAUUCUGAACUUGUUCUGCCAACUAGUUACACGAAAGUGUCUUCUAAGGUCCCACCAUCCAGGAAAGCUGAGCAUAUGCACACGGUGAGUUAAGACCUGCUGGUUCUUCUAGAAAGAGUCCUGGUCUUAUCUUUUCAUUUAUUCUAAUGCUAUAUUAUGGGUCAAUUAAACACUCUAAGCACCAUAUCCUUCUUCGCCUGAAGUACACUAGGUUCUUCAUGCAGAAUCACAGACUGUAACUUGGUUUAUCCAUACCUUUCAAGGUACUAGUGUCCUAGCAAAUUGUAUCAGAUGGCACAGAAAAAUGGUCAGCAGCAGGAAAGUGAAUUAAAGGCAAACGUUUUCUAUAACUCGUACAUAUGAAAAUAUCAAACAAGGCUGCGGGUAUGUGGAUAGCAUUUGGAGCUACACUAGAAUUACUUGACAGUAUCUAAUUGCUGUUUGCAAAAAAAAGUGUGUAAUGCACACACUAAAAAAGGAGGAAUACUUCCUGCAAGGUGCUCCAGAAAGGGAAGGCCAAUUCCUGAAGACAUAUCUAGGCACACCUGAGGUUUCUUCUAGAACAAGAAUGUCAAACUCAAAGUAUAGCAUGGGCCACAUAAACAAGGUUUAAGUUUAUGUGGGCCGCAAAAAAAAAAAACCUUAAAAUUUUCAUAAAAACAGUAGGUUUAUUUUGAAAAGUACAGUAUUAAAAAAAAGCAUCCCCUUCUACUAAACCACAGCACCCCCUUUAAUAAAUCCCAGUCCCCCUCUCCUCCCUCCCCCCCCAUAUACUAAAUACUAGUACCCCCCUCUAGCCAACAAGCAGAUUCCACUCCACAUUGCCGCUGCCAGUAUGCGACUCCAGAGUCCGGCCUCUGGUAUACCCCAAAUGGUGCCGUCUGCACCCUGUGCCAAAUUUGAUCCUCCCGCUACUUCUUGAAACCCUGUGAAGAUGGAGCACAUCGAUGUCACACCGGAAUGUGAUGUGGCGUUGCGUGCCUCCAUGCACCUCCAGGUACGCCACUGUCCAGUCACAGCCAAUGCAACACUGACCAACACAGACACACACUCGCCGACAGACACACACUCGCCGACAGACACACACUCGCCGACAGACACACACUCGCCGACAGACACACACUCGCCGACAGACACACACUGGCCGACAGACACACACUCGCCCACUCGAUGGCCGACAGACACACACUCGCCCACUCGAUGGCCGACAGACACACACUCGCCCACUCGAUGGCCGACAGACACACACUCGCCCACUCGAUGACUGACACACACACAUUUUCUUUAUUGCUCCCUACCUUUUGGAGCCGAUGUGGGGCCUCUCCAUGGGGUCCAGUGGGGAUCUUCUAUCUGCUCGCUGCUCCUUUGUGCGGUUUAGUGAUGCCGGGUGCCAGAAUAUGAUGUCAUAUUCUGACGCCCGGCUUCACUACAGACGGUGCCGCGAGGGAGCAGUGAGGAGCAGGCACACUGAGCUCCUUCGCAGGCCCUCCCCCCCGGCCGGGUAAGUUUUAGCAGAGUAGGCACCUGCCAUGUGGGGAAAGCAGGUGCCUACUCUGCUAUAACACUGAGCAUGCACUCGUGGCUCGCUGGGCCUCAAUGAUGUUUGACAUGCUUGUACUAAAAAGCAGUCUCUUUUUUUUGUUUUUGUUUUUUUUGAAACAAGUCUCAGACUUGAUAAAGGCUCAGAAAGGAGCUGAAACAUCGUCUUCACAUCCUUGUUUUAAAUAAAAUAAAAAAGACAGCUUUUUAGAAGAAACCUCUGGUGUGCCUGGAUUUUUCUUUUUCUUCCAUUUAGUAUUUAGUUGCUGAACAGACUGAUGUUCUACAUCUUUUCAGGACAUUUGCCUGUGUUGGUGAUAUACGGUCUUAUUCACUCCAAGCACUGGUGGUCUUCUGUGGGUGUCAUUGUGUGUGUUUUGUGUAACCUAAAUAUUCAGUGAUUAGGACUGUAGAUGACUUACAACAUGCAAUUACAAUCUGCAAAAUAGUACUCACCAGUCUCUCAUAUCUUUGCCAACAGAGUGUGAGCUCCGAUCCCAACGCAACAAAGUUAGCUGCAAAGUACUGUCCGCAGGUUGUCAUGACAUCCCAGGCAUUAUAUGCCCUUCUUAAUAAUCAUGGGAACAGCUAUAAUGAACAAUGGGAGAUUCCUUUUCGUGUGAAUACCAUAAACGAUGCAGGUAAGGUGGGCGAUUGUCAUACUGGCGAUGAAUAUGGCUAACCUUUUUAUAUUUCCUGGUUGUCCUCUUGUGGCAUUUCCUUGUCAUACCUUUUAGCAGUUACUUCUUGGAAAAUCAGGAAAAGGAUGUUUUGCUAAUGAAGGUCUGCUAUGGACAAUUACUUCGUGUUCUAACUGCUGUGAGAUAGAGCAGCUAGCCUAUAGUAAUACAAGAGGGGGGUGGGGGGGAUAUAAAGCAUAAUCGUGGCAGAAAAGUUCCUCCUUAAAAUGGCCCACUCUUAUUUCCAUAUUUUAUCAACUUCAUUUUAUGCAAAACCCUGUUUUCUUACACUACUAAUAUCUGGUAUAGUUGUUAGAAAAGCAGGAAGUGACACAACCAUUAACAUAUUUGAAGUGCUUGUAGUAGAAAUUGGGAGAAGCGUCUUGAGAGGUUCUCAGAUGCUAUAUGGAACAGGAAUGAAAUGGGACCAUGGAGAAAAGUGUAGUAUGUCCUGAGAAAUGGAAUACGGAAAGAGAUACUUAUAAUAUUUAGAGAUUUCAGUUAGUGCUACAGACUCUGUACUGGGUUGUUAAGCCGCCUUCCCUACUCACCAGCAUCUUUUAAGUUCUAAACCUUUUGUGUCUACUUGUUGUUUUUAACUUAUUUGAAACUAUAGUGCUGAUGAGUAUGUCUCCUUGAAACGAUCUGUGUUAUACAAAAUUGUUUUAAUCCAACUUAUGCCCCGUUUCCACUGAGCGGUACGGUUUUGUAUGGUCUGGUAUGCUAUUUUGAGUGUUUCCAUUAUGAAAGUGGCCCAUACAACCUAACCAACCUGUACCAUUCCUGGGCCCCCUUCAGAUGUAGGUACAUAGGAAAUGGUACGAUACGGUUAGGGCGGGGCUACUGGCGUCACACUAUACAAUCUAUUUGUUGGCGGACAAGAAAAUGUCAAUGCUCACGACAAAUGACACACUAUGCAUUUGGUCUAAAUCCCGCAUGCCCCCUUGCGGUCCGACUUGCAGUGGAAACGCUCACUUGAAUAGGCUGGACCAUUCUAACCCUACCGACCCGAACCAUACCGCUCAGUUGAGACGAGGCAUUAGUCUCCAAAUUGAGGUUUAUAUUAGAUAUAAUUAUUGUUUCAAUGACCAUAUCCAAUAAUCAAUUUAAUUUUAUGUUGAGAACAAAACUAUGAAUAGCGACAUGUUAUUGUUUACCAAAGGCCCACAAGGGUGCUAAGAACCCCCAGGAUAUCCCAUCAUAUUACAGAGGAGGUGAGCAGCUUGGUGGUCAAGAUUUUACGUCCACUAGUCGACCGAUGUUCAUUGUACAUUAGGGACACUAAACAUACUUUCUAAACUUGAGAACAUGGAUAUUCCACCAUAUAGGUUGAUAGCUAGUUUGGAUGUGGUCACACUGUAUAUGUCACGACUGCUAGUGUGGUCCAACACGCAGAACUAUGUAACAUCUACAUAGAAAAUUGAAAGGAAAUAAAAAGGAUACAUUUUUUUUUUUUUUUAAACUACACACUACUCUUAGGUUUGCCACCUGACUGUAUUUUACUGGCACAGCUGGUAUUUGAGGCUUGUAGUUAUACAGGAAAUACAAAUGCAGGUAUUUUUCUCAGUAUAAACGGAAAUUACUCUGCAAUACCAGCACCGGUCACUGUGUGGGGAGAGAGGCAGGGAUAGGAAGUUACAGCAUAUCCCUCCCUGCCUUUCUCUACUAUUCACUGAUCCAUGGGGGAGCAGCUACACAGCACAGAGAGUCCAGACAGGAGCUCUACAGCUCAGGUAAGUGAGGAAUGGGGGAAAGGCAGCAGGGAGACAUGGGGACACUGAGACACUAGGGGACACUGAGAAACUAGGGAACACCUGGGGACACUGAGACACCUGGGGACACUGAGAGACAUUGGGGCACGGAGACACUAGAGACACAGUGUCCCCAUGUCUCCCAGUGUCUGUGUCCCCAUAUCUCAGUGUCCCUAGUGUCUCAGUGUCUCCCAGUGUCCCCAAGUGUCUCAGUGUCCCAUGUCUCCCAGUGUCCCCAAGUGUCUGUGUCCCCGGGUCUCUCAGUGACAUGGGGACACUGGGAGAAAUGGGAACACUGUGACACUGGGAGACUAGGGGACUGGGCGACAUGGGGACACUGACACUGUGAUACAUAGGGGCACUGAGAGACUGGGUGACUUGCGAGACUGAGACACUGGGAGACAGGGAGACACUGGGAGCAAUCCAUCUAUACAGCAUAAUCAAACUGUGAGUAGUUUGUUGGUGAUUUUACAGAAUUUUCUCUUAUGUCACUCCUUGUGAUUUACAUCAUGUGAUGUCACACAUAACUAACUAAUUAUUCAAAUGUAUAAAGCUGGUAUUUUUUUCCAAGAAAGGUGGCAACCCUAACUACUCUUCACAUACUCUUGCUUAAAGGAUCACUAGAGGGUCAGGAACACAAUCAUGUAUUUCUGACCUUAUUAUGUUAAAACCACAAUUUAGCCCCCUUCUUGCCUCCCUAAAUAUAGUAAACUCUUACUUGUAUUGACAUCAUCAGAAGUGGUGGUGUGCGCAAAUUACAAUGCUUCCCCAUAGGAUUGGCUGAGUCUGUCAACUAGUCUGAGACUGUCAGGGGCAGAGCCAGCACAAGUCAAACAUAGCCCUGGCCAAUCAGCAUCUCUUCAUGAAGAUAAACUGAUUCAAUGCAUCUCUAUGAGGAAAGUUCAGUGUCUGCAUGCAGAGGGUGGAGACACUUAAUGGCAGUGCUGCACACUAGGCAAUACUGCCCUAGGAGGCACCUCUAGCAGCCAUCUAAGGAGUGGCCAUCAGAUUUAUUUUCUCUGAAAAGAUAGUGUUUACUGCAAAAAGCCUGGAGGGAAUGAUUGUACUUACCAGAACAAAUACAAUGAGCUGUAGUUGUUCUCAUGACUAUAGUGUCCCUUUAAGUUUGGAAGCUUAAGAGGGAUGCAUGAGAACAAAACCUGUGUGGACUGGCUGACAAUAAAAUAAGUUUAGAUAAUGCAGACUUUGGUCUCUCUAACACUGUGGCAUGUCCCCUUUCUUCUACACUCACUACAUACACCUUUUCUCUGUCUCAGACUAUAUACCAGGUGUAGCGGAGAUGCAAUAUUCCCCAGGUUAUCUCCGCUUAUGAUCCAAGUGAGGCUCAGGAACAAGCAAAUAAUCCACAGGCAAGGUUUCCAACAGGUAAAAUAACAGCAAUAUCCCCACAGCAAUCCCAAUAACUGGACGACACACAGUUUCAGGAGCAGAACUGAAAGCUUUAAUCCACAGUCUCCUUUUAAAGCAUGCUCCCAUGCAAGGGAGGGAUUUACAAUAAUUAUUACAGUAGCCAAUCCUGUCCUGGUAACCUCCCACACAUCUCCUCCCCUCAGCCAGCAUCAUAAUCCCCUUAUCCAGUACAGUAAUUCCCCCCGUUUCUGGAUGUACCCCUAAACGUAGGGGUACCGCUUUAAAUCCUACAUCCCCGGAUACCCCUGAUCUGGGUGAACAACAUAUCCAAAAAUCACCCAGAUCAGACCAGGGGUUCGGGAAAUGUAUGGAGGGAAUAAAAUGACCGACCGCACUAACUGAGAUAGCCGAAUGAGGUUCCAUGCGAAUGGGCCCUGCGGUCGGUCCUGGCAUAAGGGAAUAAAAUACACGAAAGCCUCUAGCUAUAGAGGCUUGGGAGGGUUCGCCUGAAUCCCCUCGUUCGGUUCUUUCUAUCUACCGAACGAGGGGCCGUUCGGUAGUUUGGAACCGAACGGACCGGGCUUGUGGAGGUCUCAGCGGUGUUCGCCUACUCGAGUGUCCGAUUUUAGUUCCAGACACUCGACGGCAAAACACCGCUGUUCAGGAGUUUUAAAAUGGCCGCCGCCACGUGUUCGUUUGUCGAAUGGCGGCCACCCCCGAGAACAAAGGACGGCUACUUACUAGUCAAUUACCCGUUCGCAACAAUGUUGCAACGGGUAAUUGAGGACACACUUCACACAGGGGAGGUCUGGUUGUUCGGUAUUUUCAUUCGAAUAAACUAAGGGAAUGAAACUACCGAACAAUCAGAGGAAUACAAUUCUUUUAAAACACAUAAAAAACUAGCAGAUCACACGAAUGCAGUUAUUUCAAAGACAUUUGCAGGACAGCCCCGUGCCAUCCGCUACACCAGGGAUUUCUGCCUGCUAGUAAGAUGAUAAGGAGACAAAUUGACAAUGUGAGUGCUAGGGGACAGUCCUUAGAAAGCGUGGAGUAGGCGCAUCAUUUGAUACAUUUAUGUCGAGCUCAGGGUGCUGCCUGCAUAGUAUGCCCUUAGUUGGACAGCCUGCAUGAUUGGCAGGCAGUCUGACAUGCAUUCAUGCCAGACUGGCCUUCCAAUUCUUUGGACAAACAUGCCCCCUUUUUGGGCAUGUUCACCCCUUUUGGCAGGUCUGGUCACUUGAUUCGCGCCAGUGGUACACUCUUUUACCCUGCACAUUGACUUCCUGCUUCACUGGACACUACUGUUAGGGGUUAUGGAUUUACUUGAAAGAUGAAAGCAUAAAUUAGAGAGAGAUUAACAUAGAGUAUGUGUUUUUGCAUAGCUGCAUCCUUUCCCUCCAACACCAUCUCCAUCAGAUACAUCAGACCAUUUUAGUGUUUUUGGUCGAUAGGAUUCUGUAAUUAGGCCCAUCAUGAUUGCCAGCACCAGGCCCACUGGGCUCUUAAUCUGGCCCUGUGAGGUACAGUUGGCUAUCUCCAGGUUUUGACCAAUUCUGAGGUAUGAUUAUGAUCUCAAGGACAUUACCUCUGAAUAUUAAUCUACCACAUCACGAAGAGGCAGAAGCUUGGGAGAUGUAUUGGUACAAAGUCCUCUUUCCUUCGUUCAUUCAUCUAUAACGACCUCUUGGUUAUCAGUAACCGAGGUUAUCUUCACGUGUGAGCAUUGUAAAGCCUGUCAAUGCAUAACUGUUUUGAACAGACAUACAUUUAAAAAAAUUAGACCAAUAAGUUUGUCACUUCAUUUCAAUGAGGUUGUUAUGGUGCCUUGCUUUAAAAGUAUCUGCAUUGGGCCAAGUGUUUUUCAAUAGAAUACGUUUUUACUAGUGUAACUGUUACAUUUUCAAUGUAUUACUUUUAUAACAUACAUUGUUGCACUUGAUCAGUAUCCAGUUUUAAUAUUCAAUCUCUCACAGAACUCUGUGAUCUCAUAUCUACUUUGGUUAUUAUUUUUUUAUUUUUUUUUAACACUCUCUGACUAGCGUUAUGGAAUUAAAGGGACACUGUAGGCACCCAGACCACUUCAGCUAAUUGAAGUUGUCUGGGUGCGGUGACUCUUGCACUUUUUGAAAUGUUUACGUUGCAGCACUAAGUCUGCCCUCUGUGGCGUUAUAUUUUCCCCAUAGAAAAGCAUUGAAUAAUGGAUAAUGCUUUCCUAUGGGGAGGUCUAAUGUGCGCACGCCAUUACUGACAUCUGCCGGGGAGGUGCAUGGGUGGAGCCUGAUCCAGCGCUGAGUGACAUCGACGCUGGAUUCAGGUAAGUGGCUGAAGGGAUUUUAACCCCUUCAGCCCCACGGUAGGGGACCUAUUAACCCUAGAGUGCCAGAAAAACUGAUUUGUUUUCCUGGCACUGUAAGAUCCCUUUAACGCUAACAAUUUGGAGGCACAGUUAUACUAUUACUAGUUCAGUAUUCAAGUUACAAAAUCCUAAUAUAUGCGACCAAAUCCAUAAUAAUUCUGUUUUUUAUUGCAUAUAUUAUUAUAUAGAUUUUUUGUUAAGUAAGGACCCGUUUACGUUUUCUAAAUAAUGGAAUUUUUUUACAUAUUUCAAUGAUUAAACAUUUUUUAUGUUUUUUAUUAUUUUUUUUCUCUUUCUGCCUUUUAGGUGAUCGAAUAAACUUUUAACAGUUUAACGAAUAAGCAAUUUAAUGUUGUGGUUGUGUCACUCUCUGCUUUUAUUGCCUUCAGUACUAGAGCUUGUCUAACUUGGUGUUUGAAACCAAUCCAACCAAUCCUAUUUUCUCUCAACAGACGGCAAAACUUCAAAGGUGGUGUACAUUGAUUCACCUCUUCCCAAGAAGGAGAUGAGUAUCCGGGAGAAGAGUCAGAUGUUUCACGAGGUUUCCUUAGACCUAUUCAUGACAAAGAAAACAAAAGUUUUAUUGGAUCUCAUGCACUUUGAUAAAGAAAGUGAGAGCACCAACGUAAGUAUGCUGUGUUUUAUGUAGAGCUUAAUUGGCAUCUAAGAUUUACUAUUAAAAACUACCCCACCCCCUCUCCUACACACACACACAAGCACACAACACACACACCCUCUUUCUCUCUCAAAUGAAUUGGUAAUCGGGCUGAUACUGAAGCGUACAUUGUUAGCAAUCCAGCGUUUGUUCUGCCAGUUUUCAAUAUGCAUUGUUUACGUGUGUGUGUGUGGUGGUUUUUGUUCUGUUAUUUUGUUUUUUUGUUGUUGUUUUUUUUUCUUCAAUUUGUCAUGACCAACAGAUUGGAAUGUACAAAGUAUCAAUAGAGGAAAAUCGGCACACAAUGACUGAAAACUCCUUCAGUGACUUACCUGAGACCCCCGCCGAUGUCCCGCGGUGGUUUCGGGUCGCCGCCGCUCCUCCCCUUCAUCGCGUCAGCCGGCAGGGGAGACUGAUCCCACCCGCUGGCUGAGGAGACCUAAUGUGCAUGCACGGCAAUGCCACGCAUGCGCAUUAGAGCUCUCCAUAGGAAAGUAUUGAAAAUGCUUUCCUAUGGGGAAUUGAGCGACGCUGGAGGUCCUCACAUAGCGUGAGGACGUCCAGCGACGCUCUAGCACAGAAAACCUGUGCUAUGAAGCAGGAAGUGCCCUCUAGUGGCGGUCUAGUAGACAGCCACUAGAGGAGGAGUUAACCUUGCAAGGUAAUGAUUGCAGAUUAUGAAAACUGCAAUAAUUGCAGUUGCAGGGUUAAGGGUAGUGGGAGUUGGCACCCAGACCACUCCAAUGGGAAUCAACACAGUAAAGGAGGAGACUAUAUUUAAAAGAAGAAAACCUACCACAACAAGAGGACACAGUCUUAUAUUAGAGGGACAAAGGUUUAAAAAUAAUAUCAGGAAGUAUUAUUUUACUGAGAGUGUAGUGGAUGCAUGGAAUAGCCUUCCAGCUGAAGUGGUAGAGGUUAACACAGUAAAGGAGUUUAAGCAUGCGGGGGAUAGGCAUAAGGCUACUAUAAGAUAAGGCCAGGGACUAAUGAAAGUGUGGCAAACCUAGCCACUUUAGGUCAUACUGCUUAACAUCUGAAGGUUUUCUUUAAAAAGCUGUGUUAAUUCUGUGUAUGGAUGUAUUUGUGUAUUUCUGUAGUAGAGAGCAGUCAUAUGCUAACAGCCGAAAGCUGCUAGCAUUCAUAUGGUAGUUUCACGAACAUUGACUUUAUACACUGUUCGUGAAACUAAUAAAAUACCGAAUGGGAGCCCACACACAGAGGGUCGUGUGGCUCCCAUUAACCGAUUGCAACAUUGUAGCAAUCGGCGGAUAAUUGCUUUCCUGGGUGGCCGUCGUUCGGCUACCGACCACGCGGCGGUCGGCCAUCUUGGAUCCUCUGUUAUCCCAGCGGUGUUUGGUCGUCGAGCGCCUGGAACUAAAAUUGGCUACUCGACGGCGCGAACACCGCUGGACUUCCAGGCCGUUCAGGAGCACCAGUCCUUCAGUACUUUAUUCCCCCAUGUGUAUUCGGUAUUUUUAAGGUGAAUUUUAUAUAACGUGUGUUUCGUGCGGCGUUCGGUUAUUUAUGCUGGGAUCUGAGCGGUACUUUCACAAAGUGUGCGCUCAGACCCCAGCUAUCUACCGAACGGUCAUUCGGUAUAAUCCUAUGUAUAAUAUUAAAGUUAUGCAUUUUCGUGUAAAAAGUCGGUUCUGUUGUACGGAGGGAUAAUCCACUUAACAGGGUAUUCUAGUGGGAGUAUCCCUCUCGUACAGCAGUGCAUGGUGGGAGAAAUGCCCUGUAUAUUCAGUUCCCCAUGUAGUCCUCUACUGUAUAACCCCUGUAAAGUGACUAAGGAAACCCCUUGCAUGGGGAAUCACAUAAAUACUGGAGCUGUGAGUAAAAUUGUCAGUUGACUCCCAGAACUGGGUUUCUUCCGGUUACUGGGGGAUUUGGGAUAUUGCCUUCAUGUCCAGCGCUUUACUUGGAUCACUUUCUGUACCAGCGGAGAGAUUGGGAUUUAACAUUGCAGCUCCGCUACAGAAAGUAUUUAGAAAAUUGGGCAGACUACAUGGGCCAAAUGGUUCUUAUCUGCCGUCACAUUCUAUGUUUCUAAGUGGUCUGGGUGCAUGGAGUGUCCCUUCAAGGAGAUCUGCACUGCACAAGCAGUCUUUAAAGUCCAUUCAAACUUACUAGUGAAUUUGCAGUACUUUGACCAUGUGUCCGAUACGUUGUGAAAUGAAGAGAGGUAAUAUUAUGAAGCAUUGCAUUUAAUUGAAUGUGAUGUUUUAAUGCCGUCUUUCAUGCCUCAACAUGUUUUGAUGGGUUUAGUUGUAAUCAAAAAGCAGAGAGACCCUUUUUCUGAAAGCAGUUUGCUGUUAAUUGAGCUGUCACGUACGUGUCAUUCUAGCUCUCUUAUUGUCCUUUAUAUCAUCAAUGGUUUGAAAAAUGAGUAUUUCAUAAAUCUAGAAUCUUUAUAAAAAUCUCAUAUUGACAGUAUAAGAGAGAUACUGAGACAGAGUAGGGACUACUUUGUCGCUGUAUAUUUCCUCUUGACACUUGUAGACACUUGGCGGAGCUACCACUGUCUAGAAGUGUCAAUCCCCAGCCGUCACCAGUGAUGGCUACACGGAAUUGAUUCUGCCUAUGGAGGAUCUCACAGUCUCACCUUAACCUGCCUCCUUCCCUGCCACAAGACCCCCAGCAGUGAUGUCACCAUCAAGGGUCUUUGCGAAUUCUACAAAGUCCCCAGACAGUGACAGUGCCUCUUUAAAUGUAAUUGUGGAAUUUUGAACAUAUUCUAAAAUAACCAAACAAUGUAGCUUAAUUUGUUAGAAAGGCAAGAAGUUUACUCUCUUUUACAAACUCUGAAAGAGCCAGGCUGGUGUCCAGUGUUAUGGAGGAUAGAAAUGUAGUCCAAGAAUAGGUGGUAGUUGAUCAGAAGUACUAUAUAGAUGAUUGAGAAGCAGAUAGCCUAUGAUUAAGCCCCGUUUGAGAUGAAAUGUAAGAUAUGAUCAUUUCACUAUAUUUAGUAGAUGUAUCUGAAACCACCCAUUUGCCCUCCACCCACCCCCCCAAGCUAUACUACUUCAUCUGCCAUAGAUUCACUGAGAUAGCUGAAAUAGCUAGGUGGCAAUUUGAGAAAUUGAUUUUAUGCGGAUGGGUGUGACUCUCUGAUAUCUAUGACAGAUUGUUGGCUAUAUCCAAGCAAGAUCAAUGUUUGGAAUCUGGGUUGAGCUGUAUAGAGGGGAAGAAACUCUGUACUAUGGGUUUAAACCACUAGAUGGCUCCUCUGAUAUACACUGAAUAUUUACCUUGCUCUCUUUAUUAACGUUUAUUGUAGCCAAUUCAUGAUUGUUUAUUUAUAAUUGCCAAUAAAUUAUAAUAUAUAUAUAUAUAUAUAUAUAUAUAUAUAUAUUAUAAUUUAUUUUAUUUUUAUUUUAUUUUUAUUUUUUUCAUAAAUGUUUUAUUUAGAUACAUUUCUUGGUAGUUAAGGUAGCAGGGUACAGAAUAAAGAAAAGACGUUAAGGGUAGUGAUAACAUCAUUAAAGUUGGGUAAUAACAAGGUGCAAUAAAAACCUUGUACAUUCAGUGAAAUAUACUGUUUCGGAGGAGACCCACAGCAUUUCAGCAUUGGUAUCAAUACAUUGUUAUUCGGAACCUCAGUGUGGUGAUAGAAUGACCUCCUGUUUAACGAGAGAAAAGCUAUGGGGAGGUACAGAGGUAGAAGCCACAAGGACUGACUACUUUUCUUUGUUAUUGCAAGCCAAGGGGGGCGGGUAUGCUUGACACGUCCGGGUCUUUCAGUAAGUUCCCGCAGCAGUCCGCCCAUGCGUUCAGAUUCAGUUCAGAUUUUUGUGCCUGGAGUUGAAAAGAAGGGCAUCUGCAGGUAGCCAGUGGAUGAGCAGGAUGCUCUGUGGUUUAGGCAGAUUGUGUGGCAAAGUGUCGGAGUGUGACAAGCUCCGCCCCUGCAGCCCCCUCCCCCAAUUUGUGGCUUUUUAAGGGUUAUACAUUGUGUACAGUGUAAAUGACAAGUGUCUGUUUUUUGGGGGGUUUUUCUUACUUUUUUUUUUUUUUUAAAGUAUUCCUUUUGAAUGUUUUAUUUUGAAUAACAAUUUAGAUUUACCUUGGUUGAUUGGCGUCCACUCUACAGUUCUUAUACAUAGGUUUAAUAACCCUCAGCAAUGUAAGGGUUAAUUAUGUGUCAGCUGGACAGCGCUUUCUAGUCGGCCGCUACAUUAAACAAGUUAAAAAAUUAAAAAAAUAAAGCCUCUGGGGGUCAGGUCUAUAUUAAUAUAAGGAAGAUUUAAAACCUCCCUCUGGCACCACAUGCCAUGCAACAGGUGGGAUCAUCUAUAAUAAAAGUUUAAAAAGUAGCUCUGCUAAAUAACAGGGGGAUGGACAGAUCAUAGUCCAGCUCCUGUGCCCCCAACCAUGGGCAAUGGGUAACAGACUUUAAAUAAGCCAGCAGUGGGGGCUAUUCAAUAAAAGAAAAGGGAAGGCACAUCCUAACCUCCCACACCCAUCUGUGGUCAGUGGGUGAUAGCCCUAAUUAUAAUAUACAAAGGGAUGGGCAAGGGUCCGCUGCCCCACUCAUGGACGGAAGAUCGCUGCUCCAAAUAAAUGGACGUGCCAUCCCAUAUUAUAAUUGAAUAAGCCUACCUACCACCCUCACCAAAAUAAUAAUGAGGGGUGGCGGGAGGAGGGGAGAGGGGCAAGUAAAGUAAAACCAUGCUUACCAUAAUUCUGUUUCUAAUCAAGACCAAAUUAAAAAAAUCCAUAACUCCUGACACAAAAAAUUGGAAAACCACACAAUAAAAUGAAUCUAUCUUCGCCCCCAUGAGUGCUCGCCAGAAACUGAGUUCUGCCCUUUAUAAAGGCUUUCCCACACUGUCCGCUAUUAUAUCGCGUUAGAAAAUUCCCCACUCGUGCAACAUCAGUAAGCGUACCCAGGUUGGAUGGUUUACAAGCUGGGAUUGAGGACCCGGCUUGUAAACUAUAGAAGGAUAAAGGGGCUGGACGUGGACAUGCCACUAGUUGGGAGGGAGGAGUGGACAAUGUCAAUUCCACACCUUCUUUCCUCCCCGAUUGUUUAAUUAUUUAAAACCCAUAUGUGGGGAUUGGAGGGGAUACUAGGGUGCCUUACAAGGUCCUCCUCCCGUUAACAUUAGGAAUCCCCCCCCUUCUUUUAUAAGCCGCUAGCUGUGGGUGAACAGUAAUCCAACACCCCCUUUUCUUUAACAGGCUCCAUCGCUCAGGACGGAGCCUUUCUAGCGAUAAUGGCUGCCCAGUCUCUAACCUUUUUGUAGGCAUGCAUGUGGUAGGUGGGGGCAUAUUAUAGUAUAGUAAUAUGGUGGGCUUUUUGACUAAUUAAUGUAACUAGCCAACGACUACAGGAUUAACCCUUGCACUGAUGAGGGUUUGUAACUACUUGUCUCCUGGCACUGCCAGCGGGCAAAUAGUUGAGAUUAUUUUAUAUCCGGGCCAGGGUUUGAAGCAUACCGUCUGGGUUUUAGCUGUCUGGCAGUGUUCGGCCCUGCUGAAAAUCAGGACCAGUUUCAGGUGCGUUUAGUGUGUAAAUUGCAAAGUCCAGAUAUUGUUGAAUAGCGUGAGCAGAAUCCACAUUUUGCAUUCCAAAAUGGCAAAAGCCCGAUGGUUUUGCCUCAUUUGGUACAGGGCUGAACUACAUAUUCUUUAACCACAGAGCUUCAUGAGAUAUGCACACCGCUUCUAUUGAACACCACCAGAGUGUCAGCAUUGGGUUAUGUGGACUCAGCAAAAACUACAGUUUUGAGGGGAAAAACAAACCCAACCCACUUGUCUGUAUAUGCUUGAUUUUGCACUGUGGUAUUCAGUAGCUGUUCUGAGAUCAGUGUACGAUAAAAUCUCAAUGCUAAAACAGAUUGGGUUUUUUCAAUUUUCUCCAACUAACCUCACUAUGUUGUGCUUUGCUAAUUCUCUAUAAUAGGUUGGUUGAAGUUUUCUUCUUAGCCCUAGUCAGGUUAGGUGACCUGAGACGUAGGUACCGUGUCAUCGAGCAUUGAGUACAAUAAAGGCAGUGGGACUUUGUAGAAGAGGCUGGGAUGUUGCAGUUUUAGGAAGAGUUUGUACUGCCUGUGUUUAAGGGAUACAGGAAAACAUUCAAGAAAAAUGUGUUUCAGGAAAAAUUACUGUUGGAAAUGAUUAGGUGUGGUUUGUUGGAAUUGGCACAGACUAGUUCUGGAUUAUUCUUUUAUAGUUGUGGAUGGCAAAUGAUAAUCUGAGAAAAUUCUACAUUAAAAUUGUGCUUCCUGUGUGUGUUUAACGGUCUCCUAGCUCCUGAUGGACACCAACCACUGUAGAAAGUACAGGGUGGGCCAAAAUUCAGAGUUGGAUUUGACACGGAAAUAACUUAUUUUUUAGUAGUUUUUGUUUUUAUGUAUUUAUUUAUUACUAGUAUUUAUAAAGCACCAACAGAUUCCGCAGGGCUGUACAAUUAGUGGAGAACAUACAAUAUACACAGACAAAUACAAGAGGCAAGAGAGCCCUGUCCCUUAGCUGAUAACUAGCCAUCAAAGCUAUUUUAUACAAAGUGCAUAGGUAGAUAGCCCAUGAAUUUAUAAGCGAAAGGAUACCGUGGGGAUUUGAGACAAAAGGUAGCAGGGGGAAUUUAGAGGUAAUGGCCAAAAGAGUUAACAGAGAGAAGCAGAUAUUGGUAAAUUGUAAAGGGAAUGAAGUGAGAAUCUCAAACAGCUGGAGGAGCAUUUUAUAUAUUUAGGGGGAACCUGGGUGGGUGGGAAGUGGUGAGGAAAAAAAAUAAAUAAAAAAUGCAGAGCAUCACAAUCACUGUUCCUAUCAGUGAGUAUGAGUGUGAUAUGAGGCCUGAAGAACAGAGAUGGAGGUAUUUACAGCCAGGAGGAGCAUAGGGGAGGGAAGGGGUAGAGUAGCAAUGUGUUGAAAUGUUUUGCAACCAAAUUCUAUCACCCAAAAUAUUAAUAACUGUGUACAUGAAAUAUUGGUCAGAAACAUUAAACGACAAUGAUAAAAACUGCAUGCACAGAAAAUUACAGUGGCAAACUACAGGUAUAAUUGGAAACCUUUCUAUAGUAACAUAGUAGCAAUGUAAGCAUAAAUGAGGUGAAAUAUCUUCCAAGCUACAGUCAGUACCAUGGCGCUGUGGGAGUUGCUGCAGGAUGUUAAAUGCAGAGCAUCACAAUCACUGUUCCUAUGAGUGAGUAUGAGUGUGAGAUGAAGCCUGAAGAACAGAGAUGGACAUAGAACAGUUAUAUGAAGGUAUUAGAUAUUAUAACUGAGUCUUGGGAGAUUCAUCAUGGGUAGUUUCGCAGAGAAACAAGUAAGAAUAGUGGAAUUUUGUUUUCAAAACUGAGAGCUGGUAAUUUCAAGAAAUUCCCAGAUUAAUUAGCCACCAGUAUCGCCUGACCUUUCAGCUACUGAUUACUUCCUGUGAGUAUAUCUGAAGGGGCGGGUGUGAGGAUAUCUGAAGGAGUGGAGGGGUGUACGUGACUAAACCGUGUACACGAGAGCAGCUCAAGGAGAAUAUCCGUGUAGAAAUUCGAGCGCUAGAGCCUCAAACAGUAACUAAUGUUAUAAACAGUGCAGUCGAAAGAGCCCAACUUUGUGAGGUGGAAAAUGGAGCUCAUUUAAAAGAUGGCAUCUUCCGUACCUAGUCAAACAAAUCUCUGUAUGCUAAGCUUUCACUGUAUGCAAUAUCAUUAAAAUGGGUUCAUUAAUAAAAAGUUAUUGACUCCUCAAGCCCUACUCUAAAUUUUGGCCCACCCUAUAUAUAGGAAGAAUAAGAGGACCAAUAUAUCUGUAUAUGGAGGCCAUGAGACACUGACACGGAUGACGGGAGAUGUAGGGAAGGAGUGGAAUCGCAGAUUAACAUAUAACUAAAUAGCUGUUUGUAUUAGUUCUUUUACAUUCAGUGCUUGCAGGGCCAAGGGUGAAUGUCUACUUGCCAUGGCUAAAUAUUCACUCUCAAAUGGCUUGUGCUGAGUGGAAACUGAGAGCCCAGCUCUCCUUUCUGAUACUCUUAUUUUUAUUUUCCCUGAAGUAAUCAAAUGCAGCUUUCUGGCCUUUAAUUGAACUGAAACCAUCCAUUCACACUAUUCAUUUUGUAGCACACCUUUUGCAGUUUUCCAGUUCCAUAAUAUCCUGAGUUUAAUGGCUGCUGACUGACAUUCUACAUGAUUGCCAGUCAUGUUUAUUAUUUGUCACAUCCUUCUCAGUUACAGAUACCAUGUUGUCCCCUACUUCAGUGUUUGUCAAAAGCAAAUUAGAUGCAGAUGCAAAAAACAAAUAUAUUCUAGUUGGAGCCUCUAGAGAUUGAGACCUGGAGAAAACGUCCUUCCUUAAGUUGAUCUAAUGGUUCCUAAAUCCCAAUCAUUAACAUUUCCCAGGGUCUUGCUUACUCAUGUCAUUUUUUUUGUUCCUUCCUAUUAUUCUUAAUUUAAGUUGUUUUUUUUUUUUUUUUUUUUCACUAAAGUGUGAAUGUUGAGAAUUGUCAAGUCAAGAAAAAUUAGUGUAAUUCAAAGUGAAUUUAAAAACGUAGGCCAAAGUAGCCAAUUUAGAAAAAUUAAGAAAGUCAGCUCUAUCAUGACCCAAUAUUUGAAAUAAAUUAUCUUUGAAUUCCUAAAGAAUCCCGUGUAGGUAGUUGUGCAAUUUUUAUUUAUUUAUUUUUUUCUGUAUGUUUUUAGAUGGGAUUUCCUCCCCCUAGAGUGCACAAGGUGCUUUACGUCCAGUUACUCAAAACCGCAGCUGAUUUGGCAGUUGUUACUAUUUCUGCUACUCCUUUUACCAACUUCAGAACAUUAAACUGCUACGAUGACACUGCUGGAUACAUAAGCAGUGACGCCAAGUAUGGUGCAUUAACCACUAGGCUAUCUCACUAGCUUAACAUGAAUAGCACUGGACAAUAGCACAAGUAAAAAAGAAAAGAAAAAUAUUGUAAAAGAAUGUAAAAAAAUACUUUACCGUUGCAGUGGAAUUGCGAAAGGAUCAAUCAUUUUUAGGUUCCUUUUUCAAUAGGGAGAAUAAAUCCUGCUCCUGCCAGACUUGCUUAUUUCCCCAGCUUCUACCUUUUUUUAAAAUAUUUUUAUUAUUUUAUUACAUUAUAUAGAUAUAAAACUGAUAACUGUGAAGUAGUUUUUUCAACUGUUUAUAGGAAUGCUCUUUUUGUUGGAUUUUGCUCAUUGGCUCUUUUUUUUUUUUUUUCCUCUUUCCACCUUGUCUAUCUUGUUUCCUCCCCUCAUUUCUGUACCCACUCUCCUUCUCCGACCAUAACAUUUUAGACUUGCAACGAGGACAGUUUUUCCAGAACGCAGAAUACAAGUGACAACAUGGAAUUGGAUUUUGAAAAUGAUGUGACUGAGCUGGAAACCUUUGGAACCAAUAAUAUUUCUUACAGAGCAUCUCAACCUGUGGAAUCUGAGCCUACUCCUAAACCCAUCUCAAUCUCUCUAGAGAAGUCCCUCAUGAACAAAUUAAUGAUGGAGAAACAAAUUAUCCAUAGUACCAAUCAAGAAAAUAAAGAUGAUAAAGAGAGAGUAAUUCCUGAGAAUAAAACUAACUCUGCUAUUAAUUUCCUCUGGUCAGAUUCAGAAGAUACAUCUUCUUUUAAAGGAUUUGAGUCCGAUGAGCUCAAGGACUCUAAGAGAAAGAGGGAGAAGGAUGGAGAAGAUUCAUGCUCGGAUGAGGGGAGCACAGAAGAGCAGACCUUUAAUUCAAAAUCUGAUAUCUCUUUGGAAACUGAAGAGCAAUCCUACACAAAGGGCCAGAUCUGCAGUGACUCUGAAGAUGAGCAACUUGUCAUUGAUGUUGGUGAUGAAAAUAAAAUGGAUUGUAGCAAAACGCUUAAUUCUUAUUCAGAGAACAGUGUUCUGACAUCUCCACCCCACUCUCACGUGCAAGAAUCCCAGAAGCUCCCCAAGCAAUCUGCCAGGAGACUUUCCAAAGAGUUUGAUCCUGUGGGUCAAAUACUGAAGAUGCAGACCCAGCUCCUUAAACCAGGGGCAAAAAAGAUGCAAGAACCCAAUGCACUAAACCAAGAGAGAAGUGGGCAGUUGCCUGCGGCAUUGCCCAUCAUCAACUCCGUGGCAGAACCAGUUGAAGACACUCCUAAGAAGACAUUGCAUGUUCCACCAGAUCGAAAGCGUAAGUGCCAUCGCCAAGCCUGGUUGGGCUACUGUGUAUUAAAACCCACUUGAUUUGACAGCAAAUUUGAUACAUGACCCUCAUUUUAGUUUUGCUGCUACAUGAUAUAUUUAACAAAAAAAUAAAAGGCUAUAUUUUACAAUUGGCUAAUAUGUGAACAAUUCUUUCAAGCGAACUCUUAUUUACAAUGAGUCUUGCGUUUAAUUUGUUGCUUUAGAAUGACCUUGGGAUCUGCUAACACCUACUCUAUAUCAUUUUGCUCUAGCCUUACUUCCCACUGAUCUGCUAACGUCCAAAGACGAUCCGACUGAGUACACAUGUCAGCCAGAUGAUAAUUGUACGUACAAAUUGUUCAGCCUUGAUGACAUGCUUUUGCUUAUACGGAGUAGAAUUCACAGAGCCUCUAAUCGAGUACGGACUCAAGCCAAAGCCAUCCGAAAGGUAGGAUUUUCACUCUACAAUGACAAAUGUUUUAUAGACUUGACGAACAAGUAUAUAUUAAAAUGUUCUCUGCAGAAUCAAGUGUCCACCAAACAGACUGUGAUUAGAAGAGCAUUGAGGUCGAAUUAUUGUCUGUAUAAAUAAUGCAACCUUGUUUUCUUGCCUACAUUACAGCAGGCAAGAGUUUAAUUCCUAGCUCAAUAAAUCCACUGCACCAUGUAACACAAAAGUGAGACUUUCCAGAGAGAUUUUGUGUUGCGUGUAUAUUUGUGAGAGUGAUUGGCUACCUCUGACUAUGGCUAGUUUGGUAUGUCCAUGUGAUCAUGGAUAAUGCGAUACAUUGUGUUUGAUUAAUUAGAUAUAUGUGAGAGUGUCUUAGGCAUCUAUUUACUCUGCUCUUUAAUUUGUCAUCUUGGAAAUCUUAAUUUGCAGUUGACACUUUUGAACGCCUGUGAUAUAGCGCCAUAUUCUAUAAAUAUUAAUGAGCUGCCCUAAGUUUGGUGCUCAGGAAACGCCCAAACACCCUUCGGUCCUCUUUUUAUGCAAUACUAAAUUGAUAAAAUAGGCAUGGGAGGAACAAUGCUUAUCUAUACAGCUUCUCAUGAAGGAAGAAGUGGCUCAGAAUUCUCAAAAAAUCCCUGCCUUCCCCCUCUUUUUUGGGGAAGAAGCGGGUAUUGCUCACAAACCCCUUCACAGAUGAGGUUUGUAGGAUACCACUAUAUGACACCACUGUGUAUACUUAUGCAUCACCACUCAUGUUGUGUUUAUUUGUUGUUUUUUUUUUAACACCAUCAAGAGCUGCAAAAGAGCGUGCUAUAGGUAUUGGAUUCUACAUACAGCCAGGGGCAGUCCUAAAACACUCAUUAGGUAACCACACUAUCCUUGAGAGAAGGCUAGAUUACUGGACACUAGAUUUUUUUUUUUUUUCUGAAAGGUAAAGGUCAGGGAAGAUUCCUGUAUAAUUUAGGUGCGUGGACUGGACACUGUUUUUCCCAGUCCAGCACCAGUCCUGGCACUAUUAAUGAGUCCCUUGCUCUAAGGAUGUUUUAGCACAUGGAUAUUCCUAGCUCGUUAUUUAAUAUAAAUCUCUGUCAUGGGGAUGGAGUGGGUAACUGCCAGCUGCUCUCCUUUUUAUAUAUUGCCCUCUCACCCAUGCACAUGUGGUCAGAGAAGGACAGGGUGUGAGCAAUUCUAUCCUUGUGAUUGGAGGAUAUGAUGGGGCAUUGUAGGUUCCAUGGUGUCCUGGUAACAUAGUAAUAGUUUAUUGGAAACCGAUAAUUUUCCAGAUGUGGGCUAACAUGCGCGCGCACACACAUUUUCUGUUUAUAUUUACCUAAUUAUUUACUAAUUAAAUUUAUUUCUAGUAGCCUAACCUACGUAUCCUACGUCUUAGUGCUUAUGAUUGAAACUCUGUCUUGUUUCAGCACCUCCCUAUCCUUAUCUUGGCAAAGAUGGACUAUCAGUACUGUUACGGUGUCGAGAGACUGACAGAGAGUGAGGUUUGUCGUCUGUGGACUGAGAGCGUCCUGAACUCAGGGAGCUUGCUUUAUGUUGGUGAGUGACCCAUUCCUAACUUUGUGAUCUCAUUAUGCCAUAGAUGAAAAAAAUAAUUGCAGCGCACUCAGACUACAAAAAAUACAACACAAAGAAGGCUUCUAAAUUGCCUAUCAAAGAAUAAAUAUGGGGAUUUGGUUGGUGUGGUGUGUGGUGUGUGGGGAGAGGGUGUGGUGUGGUGUGGUGUGGGGGGGUGCUGUAGGUAGCAAAUGUAUUAUUAAAAUCUUUAUUUUACCUACCUUCUUCUUACCUUUGGUGAAGGAGGGGGAGACUCAGCCAGCCCUGGUGGUCAGGUGGUGGUAAGUAUGUAGGACGGGUUCUGGCUGCAGCUCUCCUGUCCUCCCACACGCAAAAUGCUGUGGCACGUUGCCAUGGUAACGCACGGCAACGUUCCACACAGCCUGCUCGCGGGAGGACAGGAGAGCUGCUUCCCAAAUCCCUCCUCCUGCUUCCGGGUCCUGCCGACACAAAAGCAGAGUAGGCGCCUGCCGUUUUGUUUUUUUUUGUUUUUUUUUAAAGCAAAAAAUGCCCACUUUUUAAUAAACGUCUUCAGAUAAGGUGGAUGACAUAGCAAGUCAAGUGAGAAUUCAUGAAUAUCAACAGAAAUCUAGAAUAUCAAAAACAAAUUCAAAUGAAAUAAAAAGGCAUGCAAAUGUUCAGGUGUUGGCAACCUGACGAAGGUGAAGGUCAUUACACCGAAACGCGCGUCGGGUUAUUUCUCUGAUUUUAAUAUUCUCCCCAAUGGAGCACUAUACACUAUGCACCUUACGGGUACUUAGUACCCCUUAUUAGAUAUUUCUCUUUUUUUGUUCUUUUACUGAUAGUUGAUGUACUGGAUGGCUGAGCAUACUGGGAGUAAUAAACCAUAGAGGGAGCAUUAGAAUAGAACACCCUCAAAGGUGUUUUUCCAGGAGACUUAGGGAUUAAUAGCAGUAUUCAGUAGUCACUCGAGUAAUUGUAUGGAAGCCACCCUCUUUUCUUUUCUCUUUUUACUUUCCUUCUAUUUAUAUUGAAAGUGGGAAGGUUCCCUGCUAAUAUCCUAAUUAUAGGUGUUAAUUAAGGCAUUUGUUUUUGGUUUCUCCCUAAGGGAUAAGAGAAAACAUUAUAGAAGCACUGAUACUGCAUAUACUACCCUGUUGUAGCAACUCCUGUCACAUCACCUAAUUACUACUCAUGUUGCUGCUCUGUCUUUGCAUGUAGCCACAGGAGGAUACAGCCUAUAUUUACCAUUUAGUGGAUCUACCCCUAUCCUAUAUAUAUAUAUAUCUCCCUAGUAUUUGAUCUUAGAAGCCUAAUAAGUUGUAACCCAACCAUGUAUAUUUCUUUAUCGCUGUCUGAGACCAUUUGAUGGGGAAAGAGUAGGCAGAGGCUUUCUAUUAUAUUUUUGUUUGCCACCCAAUGAUAGAUCACAUUGUAUCCUAUUGUAUAGAAUCAUAUAAAGUUAUUAAUUUUUUGGAUACAUGUGACAAUAUCUUGAACUGCGGGACAUCAGACCUCCUCCUAUACAGUAUAGAACUUGGAGGGAAGCUUUUUUAGCUGUCAAGUAUUUCAUUUUGGUGCUAUUGAUGCACAUAUAUCAUUAAGUCUCCCCCUUGUGGGGGCCACACUCUCCUCAUUUUCAAUUGUGUUGGCAACCUGGCAUCAUGGGAGAUGUAGUCCACAAACUCUGGAGUGACCUUAACCAUUUGCAUAUCAUACUGAUCCCACCCAUCAGGGCAGUCCAGAAGUGAAAUGCCAGCAAGUUCUUUGUGCACGAGAGAUACAGCAGAUCAUUUCUGCCUUCUUUGGGUCUCGUCAGCGAGGUGUAGUUGAUACCCCUCUGGGCAGAGUAAGCAUGGGUUCCACGUCUGUAUCUAUCAUGUAGAGAGAACUUGCCGGCAUUACAGUGCCUGACUGCCCUUAUGUGUGGGAUCCGUUUGAUACGCAAAUCGUAUAGGUUCUCUUUGUAAUGGCACAAGUGAGAAAACACAUUUUUGGGCACUGAGAUGGGACUAACUGAAGGGCAAGCUAGGCUUCUGGCAAGAGAUCUGCAACUUUUACACAAUGUUUUUAGAUCUACCUGCAAUUAAACCGUGCAUAAAUAAAUGCAUUCAUGUUUUCAUUUGGGGUAUAUCUACUAAACAAGCACUUUUUUUUUUUUGGGGGGGCAGUGGAGUGUCCCUUUACUGGUAAAUGUGGCUUUGGGGACCUCACUGUACCAAUUUUAUGUAUUAUCAAUAGUUUCCAGGGCUUACUGUGUUCCUUUAACCCCUUAAAGGACCACUAUAGGCACCCAGACCACUUCAGCUUAAUGAAGUGGUCUGGGUGUCUGGUCCAUCUAGGAUUAAUCCUUUCUGCUGUAAACAUAGCAGUUUCAGAGAAACUGCUAUGUUUACCUUAGGGUUAAUCCAGCUUCUAGUGGCUGUCUCAUUGACAGCCGCUAGAGGUGCUUCCAUGUUUCUCACUGUGAUUUUCACAGUGAGAGCACGCCAGCGUCCAUAGGAAAGCAUUGAGAAUGUUUUCCUAUGGACUGGCUGAAUGCGCGCACGGCUCUUGCUGCACAUGCGCUUUCAACCGAAGAGGAGGAGAGCUCCCCGCCCGGCACUGGAGAAAGAGGUAAGUUUAACCCCUUCCUCCCCCAGAGCCCGGUGGGAGGGGGUCCCUAAGGGUGGGGGCACCCUCAGGGCACUAUAGUGCCAGGAAAACGAGUAGUGGUCCUUUAAGGACGCAGGACGUUCUAUGCCGUCCUUAAGGGGGUGGCUCUAAAUACCGCAGGAUCGCAUAGAACGUCCUGGGCGUCCUUGCCGCCCACGUGGCCGGCGGCAUUACCCUGCUGCAGAUCGAGGUCGGGGGGCAUGCCUGGCCCCCCAGGCAGUCCUUCUGCAGUCAGUGACCGCGAUCUGCAGAGUCUGAUCGCAGUGACAGGCUGUCUCUGCAAUCUGAUCGCAGAGACAGCCUCUCACUGCGAUCUGAUUGCAGUGACAGCCUGUCACUGCGAUUAGAGUUACUAUGUGUCAGCCUAUUGGCUGACACAUGUAACUACAGGCAGGAUCCCCCUGCAGAUCAUGGUGGGGGGCAUGCCUGGCCACCCAGGCACUCCCUCUGUGGCCAAUUACCGCGAUCUGCAGGAGGUGAUCACUGUGACAGCCAGUCACUGUGAUCACUGAUCCUGUGUGUCAGCCAGUGAUGUGAAAUCACUGGCUGACACUGUCUCUGUCCCUCUCCUCCCCUCUUAACCUCUUAGGUUAAAAAUAAAAUAAAUUAAAGUUACAAAUAAAAUAUACUUAGAUCAUAUAUAUGAUCGAAGUGUGUGUGUGUGUGUGUGUGUGUAUGUAUAUGUAAUAUAUAUAUAUAUAUAUAUAUAUAUAUAUAUAUAUAUAUAUAUAUAUAAUACACACACACAUUUACACAUACACUGUCUGUGUAUUUUAAUAUUAAUAUAUAUUAAUUAUAUACAAAUAUAUUAUCAAAACACUCGUAGAAUGAUAUUGAUAAAAUGUAUAUAUAUUUAUAUAUGAUAAAAUAUGUAAAUAUUAAAAAAUAAAUAAUAAAUAAAAAAUAUAUGUGUGUAAUUUCGUUCUAACUGUAUUUUGAUAUUACUAUAUAUAUAUAUAUAUAUAUAUAGAUAUCAAAUACACGUAAAACUAAAAUAUAUAUAUAUAUAUAUAUAUAUAUAUAUAUAUAUAUAUAUAUAUAUAUAUAUAUAUAUAUAUAUAUAUAUAUAUAUAAAUAAAAAUUAUUUAAAAAAAUGAUAUGUAUGUAUAUAUAUAUAUAUAUAUAUAUAUAUGUAUAUGUAUAUGUGUGUGUGUGUGAGAUAAUUUUACAGAAUUAGGUCCUUUUAUUAAUUACAAUUUGCGGGACCUGCCUGACAACCCAGGCCGAAAGUAUAGGGAAUUUUAUUUGAUAGCACUAUAUUUAACCCUAUAACUUUUUUUGCUCGGGAGACAUCGCUGAACACAAAUAUGUGUUUCAAAACCGUAAAAUGUAUUACAACGAUGAUAUUGUCAGUGAAAGUGAAGUUUUUUGCAUUUUUCACACACAAACUGCACUUACACUGACGAUAUCAUUGCUGUAAUACUUUUUACUGUUUUGAAACACAAAUAUUUGUGUUCAGCAAAGUCUCCUGAGUAUAACAGUACCCCUCAUGUACAGGCUUUAUGGUGUUUUCAAAAGUGAGUCAAAUAUAAGGCUUGCGUUUCAGUUUUUUCACAUUGAAAUUCGCCAGAUUGGUUACGUUGCCUUUGAGACCAUAUGUUAGUCCAGGAAUAAGAAUUACCCCCAUGAUGGCAUACCAUUUGCAAAAGUAGACAACCCAAGGUAUUGCAAAUGGGGUAUGUUCAGUGUUUUUUAGUAGCCACUUAGUCACAAACAAUGGCCAAAAUUGGCGUUCAAAUUAGUUUUUUGCAUUUUUCACACACAAAUAUUAACGUUAACUUUGGCUAGUGUUUGUGACCAAGUGGCUACUAAAAAAGACUGGACAUACCCCAUUUGCAAUACCUUGGGUUGUCUACUAUUGCAAAUGGUAUGCCAUCAUGGGGGUAAUUCUUAUUCCUGGACUACCAUAUGGUCUCAAAGGCAACGUAACCAAUCUGGCGAAUUUCAAUGUGAAAAAACUGAAAAGUGUAACAUGCUAUAUUUGACCCUGUAACUUCCCAAAACACCAUAAAACCUGCACAUUGGGGGUACUGUUUUACACGUGAGACAUCGCUGAAUACAAAUAUGUGUACUUUAUUGCAGUAAAAGCAAACCGUAUUUUCACAUUCACAGUUAAAAUGUCACGUAGAACUAAGAAAAUUGUAAAAAAUCUUAUUUUUUCAUAUUAAAUUAUGUUUCAUAGCUAAAUAUUUGAUGUUAAAUGAAAGCCCUGUUUCCCCUGAAUAAAAUUAUAUAUAAUAAGUGUGGGUGCAUUUAAUAUGAAAGAGGUGAAUUACGGUUGGACAGACAUGUAGCGCAAAUUCCAUGUUUUGAUCAGAACUUGUACAUUUGGCACAGUCCUUAAGGGGUUAAUGUGGUAGACCUCGCAAAAUGACGCAGUAAGAAACUGUUGGGUUUUCACUUAGUUGGUGUUCUUGGCGAUUGACAAUGGAAUUGCACAUUUAUAUCAAAAUAAAGGGGAAAAUUCCAUAAAAAUUUGCUACCCAUAUUUUUCCAAAUUUAGUGAAUAGUUGUCUGAGAAUAAAAUUCUUAUCAGUUUCAGACGGAACCCUUCAUCUCUGAUUUGUUCCUUAACUUUUAAAGUCAAACAAAAAGUUCUCUGUUAAUUGUUUCAAAGGGUGGGACUGAUUUCUGGGCACCCUCUCGGGGUAGAGCAUGUGUGGUCUAGAUCUUUGUGUGUGAACAACCUGUCAGUGCAAGCCGCCUUAACACUUGCUGACUUUACAGGUUUUAGGAUUUCAAGGGCUUCAGAAGAGAAAAAGAUCAUUGUUUGUUUUUUGUUUUUUUUUGUUUGUUUUUUACACCUUAAUUAAUUAACUACUUAGAAAUAGAAUUUUCAGUUUAAAUGUAGUAGGGUUACUCCAAGCAACAUAACCAUGUCAGUGAUUUGAAGUGGUCAUGGUGCCUGGAGUCUGGAUGUGCAGCAUUUUGCUAUGAAAAGCUGCACAAAUAGAGUUUAACCUCCCUGCUGCCAAAGGUGCAACUCCACCUGGAACUAUGUCAUCGGGACAUCACUAGCUAGCCCGGAACAAUGUUUCUGGGAUGGCUAUUGUGAAUUAUGUGCAAAUUUGGCAUCUGACGCCAGCACGCACAGCAUGGCAGCACCAAAUAGCCAAUGGCUGCACUUACACCCCCUCUGUUGCCCAGAUGACCCUGCCACAUGGGGAGUUACAGCUCUAGCAGAAAAGGAGUUAAACCCUAUUUAGACUCCAGGCACCAUGACCACUUCAAAUCACCGAGGUGAUUUUCUUUUUAAUAACAUAACUCCACAAUGGAAUGCACAAUCUCGUAUUCAUAGUUUCAGUGAUGUCACCUGUCAUAUCACAGAGCUUGCAUUUUUGAUGCUUUCUGGACCGGUUGAUCUUCUAAAUCCGUUGACAGAACUUUCUUUAAUUUUUAGCUGCAUUAUUUCUCUGCCCACUUAGGGAAUACGAGAGGACACCACUUCUAAUACUGUGUGAGUCACACCAUAGCAACCGCACACACUCAUCCGGUUCACCCAUCUCUCCUCCUACCUUGAUUUCCUGUUCUGGGAAGAAAUGUCUGUUUUUGUUUCCCGUUGUCAUGGCUGUGCCCCUCCCUGCUACUCCCUCGCUCAUUGAAUAUCUUUUGUGUGCAGUUUGUGGAGAAAGAGGGAUACAAUUAACCAAUUCAUGGAGAGAGUUCAGCAACAUGCUGGCAACUACCCUGUAUUUAAAGAUUAACUGGAAAUGAUUCACUGUUACAAUUCGCGCCAUGGCUGUACAUAUUCAGCUUGCUCCUGUAUUUUAUACUGUCCUUUAUUUCCAAUUUUAACACCUGAUUCAGUGCAAUUUAUAGUGCUAAAAUAAUGGCUUAGAAAUACAGCAAAAUUCAAGGGCUGAAUCCACAGCGUGAUAUUGCCACGGUGCUGGUGAAAUCCUCUUUGUGUUUUUUUUUUUUUUGUUUUUUUUUACCGAAUUUUGGAAAAAUGAUUAAUAGAUAAUGCAGCACUUUUUAUUUUAUUAUUUUGUGUCCUUUGUUUUCAUUUUCUUCAGCAUCGCAGAUCUAAUAUAGCACUAAGGUGUCAAGAAGCAAAACUAUUCCAUGCCUCUGUAACUAACUCUGUAACAUAAAUAUCAUCAGAAAAUGUGAAAGUCGGUGCGACUGAUGACUGACUACCUGCAAUACGCACGCUGUUAGUUUAAAUAGGAGAUAAAAUCAAGAAUUAAAACGUGAAUCUUGCUGCCAGGAUGCUCAAAACGUAUGGUUUGUCUGACAAACCUGCUUUGGCUAUGAUGUCCUUUCUUCAAUAGGGACACAGGGUUAUUUGCCAAAAGUGUAAAUUUCACAUGUUACGCCCAAAUCGCUGAGCUGGCUGGGAUAAUUUUUUUCCACUUCAGCUGAUGUGGAAUAAAAUUAAAAAUGUACUUGAAAUUCUGGAUAAUUCAUGCUUUAGUGCAUAAACCUGACAAUUUUGUCAUUUAAAAAAAUGGUGCAAAUUUCUAUAUAGGAGAUAUCACAAUGGAAACAGUUUUUAUGGCACGUUCUCUCCAACGUUUGCAGCACCGCCGCCUUUGUUGUAGAAAUAACUGCUAAUAAUCCUGAUGAGGUGAUUUUGGGAGGCAAGUGGGGUGACUGCAGUACUUGGCGAGUUGGAUCUGUCCUGUUCAGAAACAGAAAUGUUUGAAGCAGAUGUAUGCUUGUUCCUGCCAGCUCAGUCUGACUCACCCAUCAGACAGUUUGCAGCUGUCUGGGGAAGUACCAAUAGUACCACAGAUGUUUUGAAAUAGUUUAUAUUUGCUAGGGAAACCAAGGAAAGAAGGGUGGGGGUAUGAUGCAUCACAGUUUUAGCUAAAUAGCUCUUCAGUGAACUUUGACUUGGACUGUAAGGUUCUAUGCAAACCACUGACUCAGGAAAUCACAAUGAAUGGCAACCGGCAAGUGUUAGAGAAAAUAAAAACACAAGGUGUUUGAAGAAAUGGGUAUAGUCUGCAUGAUUCUAUUAUUCUUAUUACGGCUUAAUUCAAUAUGCAUCAAAUUGCAAAUGUUGGACUUAAAUAGCCAGGUUGUGAUUAUUGCAGCGAUUUCUCUUCCAAAUUGGCUUCUAAUUUAUUUUUUUGGUUUCAUUUCACCCCCCCUAUACAGUUUAAUAACUAUUGCCCUUGGUGUUAUGGCAACAAUGGAUUAAGAAUUCUGAAAACAGUCAGACGUGAUGUAAAGUUAAGGCAUUGCAGGCUUGGAAAAGUAGGAAAACCCAAACAUGUUGUGACAAAACUGCAGCUCUGCCACUAUGCAGAGGCAUUUUUUCUCACUUAAGACCUCGCACUCACUGAGUUUCCUCCUACCUUUUAUCAGGCACAACCCCAGAAACUGCCCAUACUCCAACCCACCUGGUGACCGAGCCUCACAGGGAAAGCCACUAGUCUCCCAGUCGUCACUCUGGCUGGCCUCUCCAUCGGAAAUUCACAUUACAAAUCUUAGGCCAAAAUAGACAAUUUGGAAACGUUCUCCAGCUUUUCAACUUUGCUAUUUCUUUUUCACUUGUUCACAAUUAACUGUAUAAUGAAUAAAAGCUAUAGUAUUAGUCACUGAACCAGGAAUUGUCUGGGUUUGACCAGGGAAUUGGAAGUUCUAGGCCAAAACUGUUCAACUUCUAUUUUCCCGUUUUAAACAACAUUUGACGUAAAAUAUCCAGAAAUCUACCUGGAAACCCUCCACCGCUUUGUCUUAGAACCGCCAAGCAGCCGCUGGGUCUGCUCUGUUUUUGUCUGAUAAAUCCAUAGGGAUGUCUGAAGGAGCAAAGGUUAAAUACCUAAAUAAAUAACCUUUUUUUUUUUGUCUGUACAGCUCACAUUGAUGCCUUGACGUCAAAAUUCUUUAUGUUGGAAGAAAUCUCUUCCGAGGCGCUUAAGGACAGACUCCAAAGCUUCAAGUAAGUGCAGCCAGAAACUGGGAUUGAGAGAUGUUGAGGCAAAACUGUCAUUCUGUAAAAAGCAAUUGACACACUUUUUGGGUUAAAUGAACAGCACACAGAGGUGAGUCUAAAACACACUAGUUUGCUCAGAAUUCCCAUAUUCAAUGCACUUCCACUGUUUAUUAAAAGACAUUCCACCUUCACCAGACAGUGACUUUCUUCAAUCAGGAGAGUCUCAUUCUGUACAGUCUAUUCUUAUCCCAUAAAUACCUGUCCAGCAGAUGUUUAUGGGAUAAGUUGUUCCCAAUAACAUGAGUAUAUUGAUGGCAACUGCUUUCUAUUUUCACGUAACACAGUUAACUGUUUAGUGGACAUGUACCUUACUCACAGUUCCUCCAAAUGAAUGGUUCAAACACAUCAGCAGGUAGUACCCGUUCCCCAGUGUAGUAUAUCAGGCAGGCAGUAAUUAUUCAUUAGUACCAAUUAGUCCCCAACAACUGUUUGAGGAAGCUUGAAUGUUAAAUGUGUCCAGGUUUCUUUUGGUUUUUAUAAAAAAACUGCCCAGCUCUCUCUCUGGGGAGGAGAGAGAACUCAGCUCAAGUUGUACAUGGACAAAAUUGAUAUCACUCUGAGUAUUCCAGGCUGAUUGACAGCUCUGAGGGAAUGAGUUGCAGCUACAGAGUUGUGUGUGCUUGUGUAUUUUUAAAAAAAAAAUUAUUUAUUUUUUACUCAAUUGUGCACAGUUGUUAUGAAACUUUGAAAGAACUUUUAAAACAAAAAAAAUUAAAAAACUUUUUUUAUUUUAUUUUAUUUUUCAAGUGAUAGUUCUGCUUGUAUAGUGAAUAGUUUGGCGAAAAGCUAUAUUUCUAAAAUAUAAACCGUAGCGUUUUGAAAAUAUAUGUUAUCAAACCGUUUCAACGGUUAUGAUUUAUCGGAAUGUUCCCUCUCUGUUCGGAUCCCAGUUUUAUUCAGGGGGAGCAUUAUUUCCAUAAAUGGUAGACAUUCUCUAUGGAAACCUGAUUUGCCAGCCCUUCAACCUCAAUAACAUUCUUGCAAGAUAAACUAAAAUAAAUUAAAUCCAUAUGAAACAGGAAUAGACUGUACGGCUAAAACUGCAUGUUUAAUUGCAAUGGGAAAACAUGAUUAUUGCACUAAUAAGCGGUUCUUUAGAUUGUUUGACUGAUGUACAGCUGUAGCCACAUGUUUUUUAGAAAUAUAUUACUUUCGUGGAGUACCCUAUGUAUUUAAUCAUCAGCAAGAUAACUAUUCUACCAGUAUUUUUCUAACCAUCUAAUCUGUAUAACUGUGAAACAGAUUACAACUUUUUAUAAGCAGGCUGGAGUUUCUGGUCCUGUUCUAUGACAUCUGCAUUGUGAGCAGUUAUUCCUCUAUAGAUCCCUGUAAUACAAAAAUCGUAUCUAAUGGCUAAAUUUAAGGUUAAUGUUCUAUUAUUUGUGAAAUACCUGUUCCCCUUUAGAGUGUAUAAUGUGUGUUUCAUUAUUUUUUUUUUUUAUAAUUCUUUAUUUUUGUUGCGCAUUUGUUUAACAUAGUCGCUUGAGAUGCCACAACAGCUGUCUCAGGCUUCAAACAGAAAACAUGAAUAAACAUUUGGCAUUGAAAUACUUUGCACAAUUUUAAAUUAGGAAAGUAAGUUCCCACGUUACAUCCUUCUAAUUAGAAUUAUCGCUAGAUCGCCAUAGUCUCCUGUUUGGAGGAAGAAAGUGUAUGGAUAUAGUGUAAUCUGUACAUCCAGUAUGUGUGUAGGGUUCUGAGUAGCUAUUCCUCCUCCCAUGUUAGUGAUUUGAAAUAUGUACUAUGGCGAUAAAUAAUUUUGCCCCACUCCUUGUUAGUGUGGCUCAGUUUGGGGGUCCCAGGUUCUGGCUCGCUUGGUGUGGGUGUACUUAAUGUCAACCCUGGGUCUUCCCAUGUGUUUAAGUGGUAUUCGUGCGGUAUCAAGUGGUUAGUGGCCCCUAACCAGGGAGGCCGCGGGGGGGCGGAAUAUACCAGCGGCCUAUAGUUGGCCCUAACCUAAGAGUGUUUUGCCGUGUAGUGUGCUACUCGUCGUGGCUAUAGCGGUGUGCCGUAUUUUGCCAUUACGUGGAUUAUAUAAUCCUGGGAAACAUAGUGUGCCUUACAGUGGUGCCUAGGUGCCAAGCCUUAAACAAUUGAGAAAAAUCAAGUCGAAAACCAGUGAAAGUCAAAUUAUAGCGAAACAAUAAUUAUAGCGGUAGAGGCUUCGUAGUUGAAGCGCGUUUAUGGGUUGAGAGACAGUCAGUGGUGUCAGGUGGUUGCCUCAGGGGCUCCUCUUCCCCUCGGUAGAAAAGGGACAGUCCUGUUGGGGUCCCACAUAUGGGAGCUGGCGGGUACUUCUGUGUGGUCAGAUCCUUGUGGUAGUCCCAGUGCCCUAAUGAAAGAGUCCACCUCCUGAGUGGAGUUGAGGUGUAGAGUGGUGCCGUUGUGGUCCACCGAUAAUGUUUUUGGUGCAGUCCAGCGGUAUACUAACUUGGCGUCUUGGAGGCGGCGGGUCAUAGGGCGCAGGGUUCUUCUCCAUUGGAGUGUGGAUCGGGUCAGGUCCUGAUAGAAGGUAAGACUCGCGGUUUCAAAGUCCAAUGGUGUUUUGCCUUUUAGGGCAGCGAAGAUGGCAUUUCUGUCUGUUUGGGUAUGGCACCGUACGGGUUGCUUGGGGGGGUGCCUGUCUUUUAGUUGGUGCACUGUUUCUUUUAGGCUUCUCAUUUCGUUUUGAACAUCUAUAAUGUCUUCUUCAGUGGUCUUCACUCGGUCUGUGACCGCCUGCACCUCCGUUUUCAUUAAAGCCAUGUCUGCUGCGGACAUUUGUUUCAGCUCCAUGAGGAGGUUUUUAAUGUCUAAUUUUGUGGCAGGUGUCAGUGCAUCAGGGUCAGUUUGGGCUGAGUGAUGUUCUAGGGUGUCCCCCAGGGCAAGUUCCGAGCACGUGGAGCCUGUGUCUGGGUCGGGUGUGGCCGCCAUUUUCGGUGCUGCUGUGCGCUGGAGCAUGGUGCUAAUGUCUUGGGUAUCUUUGCACGCACCUGUAGCUAUCCGCUGGGAUUUUCGUCCCAUGUUUAUCGGGUCGGUGUCUGUGUGCUCCGUGGGCGGUAUGGCAGUGGAGAAGACCGCGUUGUGGAGCGCCGUCUCAAAGGCCCUGUAGUCUGGAUAGGCCUUGGAUGUGCGGCGUACUUUCCGUCCCGUCUGGCGGUAUAAAAAGGGCAUCGAUCGGGUGAGUGCUUUGCCCCUCUGUCCUGGCCGUCGGUUGAUAGGAUUAUAAGGGCUGUGAGAGGUUUGUUUGUCGGUAAUUAGCCGCGUUUUUGCCGGAGCUCGCUACACAUGCGACCGCUCCGUUCCGUGGUUAAGCUCCGCCCCCAUGUGUGUUUCAUUAUUAACUUGCAAAAACGGGGGUCAUUUGUUCACUUGUGGCUCUAUUAACAUAAAAUAACGUAAUGUUGUGACAGAUGUAUAAGGCCUGCACAAAAGCAAUAUUUUCAACAGACAUUUAGAGGAGCAUACAAUAUCUGAAUAUGUGACGAUGUCCCUUUGAUGGAUAAGUCCUUCUUUAUGUGCUUGGGUGUGUGUCCUUGGUACAUGUUUGGAGAGUGCUUUGGGGUAAGUUUGUCUGUGGCCUUCUUGCAUAGUAAAUUAGCCCUCCCCCUCUCAAUUUAUGAAACAAAUGCCGGUGGGUAAAGAAACCAUUAUUUGUCCUUGUAAGAGCAAUUUUGUGUUUGUAGGGCAGGAUUGUGUUUGUAGGGCAAGAAUGUGUUUUUUGCCUUGGCAUUAUUGAGAUAUUGGUUCUCUUUUGUAAAUAGGCAACACAUUGUCCCAUCCUGUGGAAUAUCCUUAUCCGUUUUAUUAUUCUGUCCUUUAGGAAUUCAGAGCAAGCUUGCCACAGACCCAAUGUAGCUGGAAAACUUUGUUCUAAUAAACGUGCCUUGCUGAACUUCGGAGUGCCUGGGCCUUUUUCUUCUACCUUGGCUUAAACUGUUUGAGGAUUGUGCUAACCCCUGGCCUGGUUGCACCUAAUUAUUUGUCUAAUGAAAUGAGUGCAGUUUCUCUGAACCUUUGUUGGUAUAAAUACCCAAGGAUUGGUGUGACUGCUUGGACUAAAUAUGGAAAAUCCUGAUCAGCUCCCAUAUCGUUCCUUUAAAAAAAAAAAUGUAUUUGUGUUAGCGAUACGAUUGACUGAUAUUAUUAAAGGAGCAUGUUUGGCACCAUAACAACAACAGACAACUGUAGUGUUAUGAUUCCACAAGUGUCCUGGCAUUGUCCCAUGAUAGAUGUAAAAAAAAAAAAGAAAAGGUUUUUAGAACGGUUUGGCACAUUCCGGCACCACCGAGUCUGUUUUAUAGCACUUUAUAGACCGAAGUGAACCGAUGCAAAACCCUGCUCAGAGUGUAGCUUUAACCUUAUUAAAGAAGCACUAUUAUUAUUAUUAAAAAUGCUAAUUGUCAUACCUAGAUGGGCAACCUAACGCAACUUAUGCUUACAAUCGAAUUUCAACUUUUAUAUACCAGCAUUCUAGCUAGCCACACGAAGGUGACAAAGUCGGACCAUACAUCUCUAGACUAGAAUGUAUAACUUAGAACUCUCUCUAACAUAAAAAAAUGUGCCAAGUAUUUAAAACCACAUGAAUAUCUUUUUUCUCUGUUUAUUUCUCUGUUUGCAUAAACCGUUGUGGUAUUGCAAGCCUGUAUGGUGUUUUAUGAACAACCAAAAUAAAGAAUAAAAAAAAAAAGCUAAUUGUGCCUUUUAUUUCUCUCUUUGUGUUCUCAGCCCUGCAAACAGUCUCGUGAUGCUCCGUCAUAUCCUGAAACUUGUCACUGGGUGAGUUCAUUUUUGUAGAACUUUUCAAAUUUCAGAGUUUUAUUGUCUAAUUUUUAAUAUAUUCAUAUUUACUGUUGUCUUUUUUUAUUUUCUCUCUCUACACAAAUCAUAUAUUCUCUUACUGUCUUCUGAUCUACACUAAGGUGACUUGGUAUCUCUUUACAUAUAAUGUGAUCGUUUCUGGCAUAUAUACACACACCAUUACUCUCAUACUCUGUCUCUCAGUGAGUUGUGGAAAUUUCACAACCUUUUUUACGAUUCAGUUUUCAUUACAAUUUGGUGUUUAGUUAAUAAACCCCUUUGGAUUCUCACUUAAUAUUUGACACUCGUUUUUAAUCUAAAGAGUGUUUUGUUUUUUUUCCCCUGCUGGAAUAAUCUAUUUGGUUCCAUUUUGACAAAGGAUCAGUUAGGAAUGUCUGCAUUUCCAGUAAGUUGAAAAAUAAAUAACGUGAUGACAUGACUGUCUUUGUUGAAUGGUAGAUUUCACUGCAGCCACGCUGAGAGCUUCGUUAUUGAUUUUUACCCAAAUUAUCCCGGUGCUAAAUUAUUUAAAAUGAGAAUUUCAAACAGAGCAAGUCUAGAGCAAACCGUAUGGAAACCGGAUAUGAAUUUCUCUGAAAUAGAGAUGGUAUUUGGAAUCGAUAAGAUGAAAAAUAAUUCCGUAUGUAGGUCUGAAUUACAAGGAAGCAGUACAUUUGUUUAAUAGUCCUUCUUGCCCCAGAGGUGGUGAAAUACUUGACAGAUCUGAUAUAGGUUUGCUCUUUAUUGUAAAUUAACCCCAUAAGGAUAUAAUUGAUUACAUACUCCUUUAUAACAAGAGCACAAUACACUAUACCUGUAUGUGUGUCUAAACCAGUUAAAUGCACUUAUGUUGGAUUUGUGCCCGAAAUGUGUCUCUUUAGGAAUCUUAAAUCAGAAACAAAGGAGAUGUUACACUCCAUUUAGUAGCUGCAAGACUGCAUAGAGCUUUCAUUGCACUGUCUUAAAGGGACACCUUCACUGCCAGCAUUUUUAGUAUUCACUUAACUUAUCCCCUUUACUUAACACACAUUGGGAGAUAAGGUCAACACACGUUAUAUUAUUCUACGUGAGAUUUGAUGAUUUUCCCAUUUUAAGGUGUUAGAUUGUUAAGACAAUAUGACAUUAAAUUGAUUCUAAAGAAGUCAAGUUAGGUCUGUGCUGCAGAUAAAGACCAAACGAUGAAGUCCAUUAUUUAUAUUAUAAGGUUUUCAUGAGUUUGCACACCUGCAGAUUUUCAUCUUUGCUAGGAUAUGCAGGUUCAUAUUAAUAAAGUUCACUGUUAUGGUGUUUUUAAUAAGCUGACAUGAAUGUACAUUUAUAAUAUGUAUUAAGAACCCUAUUUCUGUGAAUUUAAAGGAACAGAAUAAGUACCAAAAUCACUUUAUGCUAAAGUAGAGGCUAUCCUACCUGCCAACACCGAUCCUCAGGUCUCCCAGGAAGCAUCCGGCUUCUGAAUCCCACCUGGGGCAUCUGACGAUCGGCUCUGGAGGAGCAUUUUGGGGUUAAGCCGUUUAAGAACAUUUUAACCCCUUAAGAUAAUAGUGUGCCCAAGAAUCUCCUGGCACCAGACCAACUUAAUUUAGAUGAAGUUGUUAUGGUGACCCUUUAAGUAUUUAUUCACUUAUCAGAGAAUUGAGUAGAAAUUUCUAAUUUAGGUAAAAAUGGGAGAUUUGGAAACAUUCUCCAACUUGGCAUUUUGGGCCACGCUGAGCUUUGUGUCUAUAAAAUUAUUGCCAUUAUCACUAGAGAUGUACCGUGUGGAUUACCACGCCUCACCCAGAGGUAGAGUAAGGUGUAUCUAUAGAUACACUAAGUGACCACUCCCUUGUGUCCAGACCCACAUUAAUCCAAAUGGAAACAUUUGGUUCUAUCUUCUCUUAUGUAACUACCACAGAAAUAAUAAUUGCAUCUACGAAUUUAUUAUUUUUCCAUUUCAUAGAUAUACAAACACAAAAAUAAAGCACUGCGCUUACAGCAACAGUAGCUUAGUCUCUAAAAACAAAGAAUGAUACCUGCGCUCUGGCCUAAAUCCCCAUGUACAUUUAAACAAAAUGGAGGCUCUUUAGUUUUAUUCCAAUGGCCAUUUGAAUAUAAGCUCACCUGCCACGUCAAGGAGAGUCCUACAGUAGCCAUUAGAUUUGCUGAUAGCCAAGAAUCUCCAAUGAGACAGGAAGGGGUGUUUUAUAAACCCUUUCACCUUUAACCCUUUCUAGGGCUUCUACACAUACAAUAAACUUUGCUGGUAUCAGACAAAGGUAAACAUCUCUAAUGAAACAUGAAGAGGUAUUUUAUAAACCCCUACAAACUUAUUUACCCUAAAUAGGGCUAUAACACAUACAAAUCACCUUGCUGGUAUCAGCUAAAAGGCAAAUUUAUCUGUUGAGACAGGAAAGGGUGCUGCCCCUACAUACUUAUAAACUCUUAAGACAAACAUGGGGUGGCUGUCAGCAAUGUAACAUAGCUGCGUGAUACAAACAUCAAAUACAAACACAAAAAUAAAGCACCACGCUUACAGCAGCAGUAGCUUAGUAUUGAACAGCCCCAAAUACGUAGUAAAAACAAAGAACGUUACCUGCGCUCUGGCCCAAAUCCCUAUGUACAUUUAAACUAAAUGGAGGCUCUUUUGAAUAUAAUCUCACCUGCCACGUCAAGGCAAGCAUCAAAAGGUGAGUCCUACACUAGACAUUAGAUUUGCUGGUAUCAGCCAGGAAUCUCCAAUGAGAAAGGAUUGGGGGCACACCCGAGACCUGCGUUUUGCAUGAAAGGUGCUGCCGCAGUGGCCAAACUUCAUACAUGAAAAAAAUUGUUGCGGCGCACUCAGACUACAAAAAAUACAACACAAAGAAGGCUUCUAAAUUGCCUAUCUAAGAAUAAAUAUGGAGAUUUAGUUCCACCAUAUGGCCAUAUGAUGUUAAGCCCAUCACUGCUUUCAAAGUACCCCAAUGUUGGUGGAUCCUACGCUAAAAUGUGGGGGACAAAUUAAAUAGUACUAGUGUUAAAAAUAAAGUGUAUUAUUAAAUCCUUGUAAGAGCAAAGUGAGUAUACAAAAAUAAAGUGAUAAAAGCAAUUAAAAACCGUGUUAAAACUAAACAAUUAAAGUGUUAGUGCUAGAAUGAAUAUACUCACUAUUGCAGAUGAUAUCUGUGUUGAAUGGACCCACCAACAUUGGGGUACUUUGAAAGCAGUGGUGGGCUUAACAUCAUAUAGCCAUAUGGUGGAACUAAAUCCCCAUAUUUAUUCUUAGAUAGACAAUUUAGAAGCCUUCUUUGUGUUGUAUUUUUUGUAGUCUGAGUGCGCUGCAACUAUUUUUCUCAUAUUUUUAUUUUUUCAGGAAUCUCCAAUAAGACAGGAGGGGGUAUUUUAUAUUCCAUAGAAAUGUUACACACCUUACUUGCGACCCAAUAUAGCGGAGAGAUAUAUAUAUAUAUAUAUAUAUAUAUAUAUAUACUAUUUUUGUUUUAUAUAUAUAUAUAUAUAUAUAUAUAUAUAUAUAUAUAUAUAUAUAUAUAUAAACACAUUCCAAAUAUAACAAAAAUAGUUAUUCUGUGGGUAAAUAUUAAUGUUUUUUCUUUUGGCUAUGAUACUGGAACAAGGCUAAUGGCCAUUAAUAUAUCGAAGAGACUGACGUAUCAAUUAAGAAGUACAGGCCAUAUGGCUGAAGCCAGACAUUCAGGCUGUUCAAGUGUAGAAUCUCACACCUUGCAGAGCCUUUGAUUAAUUCACAGGAUCCAUCCAUAUGGUAAAACCCUUUUCACAUAUUUCUUUGCAAUUUAGGAAUGUGUCAUCUGACCUUUCAUACAAUCAAAUGAACCCCUUUUGACAUUGACAAUAUUCCAUCUCUACCAGACAGGCACUACACCAAUUACAUUAAAGGAUAAUAUUCCAUAGUGCAAUAACGAAUUAUGCACCCUAGGCGGGACAGUUUGCACUUGUUGUUUUUGCUGUAUUUUUAAUCCGUGUUUUCAAUUUUUUAUUAAUUUACUUAUUUGUUUUGUUUUGGUUCUUUUUAGUCUCCAGGACGGCUCUUACCUUCUGAGUCAUUCUUCAAGAGACUCUUCUGUCAGUAUCUACAAGGGCCUCUCACAAAAUGGUAGAGGCUCUUAUAACCUACAUCAGGCCCACAGUCACCUCCCUAAACCUCCUUCCUCCCUAUCUGUACCCUGGGUGCCCUUGGAUCCUAAUCUCUUGUUGCCGUACCACGCUCGUCACGGAUGGCCUCCUUGCACUUUUCCACCAAUGAAUUAUGGGAAUACAGGACAUGUUAAGGUACUUCUUAAAUGAUGCAGAAAACCUGCCCACCAUUUUAAAAACGCUAGUGAUGGAGAACCAAUAAAGUUUAUUAAAACUGGGUGCAAGAGGGUACUGAGAACGGGCAACAGCUCAAAUAUCCAGCCCUUCGGUGGGUCCCUGCUCUGAUCUCAAGCUGGUUUUAGCUCAACUUGUGCCAUUACAAAAAAAAUCCUGGGCCAUUUGCAUAUUAGUCUGAUCCCACCCAAAAGGGUGGUCCAGAUCCGAAAUGCAGGCCGGCUCUCUCUGCACGAGAGAUACAGCAACCCCAGAUGAUGGUUUUAGCCUUGUUUGGCAUCGCCAGUGAGGUAUAGCAGAUAUCUAUCUCUAGGAACAAUAGUUCAUUGUUAAUUUAUUUUCCUACAAUCUGUUCAAUAUUACGCAAUUUAGAUCCCAGUUAUUUUUAAACAUUGUUGGACAAAAAAACAAAACAGGGUGUUACCUAACACACAGUGAACACCCCCUCCAUGGUUGAAUUGAUAAUGAGGAAUUUAUACUUCCACAUUAUUAGUGUCGAGUUUAUCCAAUGUGGCCAACAGUGAUGGGUAUAGACUGCUGGGUUUGGGCUGACUAUUCAUAAUUACUGCGCUGAGCUGAAACAGUUCUGUUAUUAGUGUCCCUUAUUAAUUUUUUAUGUUCUUCAUUACAAAUGUGGAACACUCCAUGCACCAUAAUGCCAUUCUUCACACUAGUUAUAUGUAAGGAAGUCCCCUGUCCUUAGUCCCUACAUAGACUCAGCAAGGUGUGUCUCCCUAUCUCCUUAUAAUUUCUUCUAGUUUCCUUAGAGCUUGUAAAGCAGGGGUUUCUGGGAGUUAAACAUUGUUUAUUUUCAUUUAGUGUUUGCAUACAUUUUAAUGUUUUAUCUAUAUAAUUCAUUGAAAAAGAGUGAAUCAAGUUUGUUCAGAAUGAAGGGACAAUCUAGUCCAAUGUCCCCUCUAAACACACCUUAUGUACACGGGGAGGGGGAGAAAAUAUCUCAUGUUUGACAAAAAAAGACUGUGUCGCAAUUAGAUUUUAUAUAUAUAUAUUUACAGAACAGGAACCCAUAAUUCCUUGAUAAACCCACCAGAAAAUGUUCCUCUAUUUAACCUAGACUGAUAGUGUAUCUUUGCAUAGGUUAUGGUGCUGGGAUAUCCCCAGCCCGUGUCUCCCUAAACGCAGUUUACAAAAUCAGUGCUGCUGUAAGACAACCUCAAGAGCAGUGUUAAUUUUUGCAGCAAACUUCAAUUUAGUUUUAGUCAUAGUCUUUUGAGUAAAAAGCCAUUUUAGUUUUAGUUGUAUUUUAGUCAUCUGUAUUGUUUUAGUCGACUAAAUCUCCUGGAGAUUUUAGUCGACAUGACUAAAAUCUAAUGUUUUUAGUUAAAGCCUCUAUUUGGCUUUUUUGCCCCUUCCCAGCCCUCUGUGUCUUUGUAUCCUCCCAGCCCCUCUAGGUGUCUCUCUCCCAAGCCCAGGUAUUUUUCUUUUGUCCCUUCCAGAGCUCCUCUGUGCAGUGUUAAGCUUUAGCAGCAAAUUUCAAUUUAGCUUUAGUCAUAGUCUUUUGACUAAAAAGCCAUUUUAGUUUUGGUCGUAUUUUAGUCAUCUGAAUUGUUUUAGUCGACUUAAAUUUGACAAAAAAUUAACACUGCGUAAGAGAGGUCAUAGAAUGCAUCCCAGGUAACUAUAUGGUUAUACAAGUCUUCUCUGACAUUACAGGCUUCUUAUCAGCUUAUUGUGAAUGAGUCUGAGCCAGGCUGUAUGACUGUAUUAAAAACUGUGAAUGGAUCUCCCCGUGAUCAUUGUAGCAGCUCCCACUCCACCUUACUGUGGAAUGGAACUGUGCAGGGCAAGAGUUUAUGGGAUAUAAACUGCUCCCAUUAAAAAUAGGAGAGGAUAAGAGGAUAGGAUAAGAGAAUAUUUGGAUUAGCAGAGCCACUUCCUGGUUUCUUGAAAGAAGAUUCCACUCCUGGGGUAUUGCAGCAAACACGGGAUUUGUUUUUUUUGGUUAUUUUAUUUAUUUUUAUGGAGACAUGAAGUAUAAGAUUAUUUGUGUGUUUACAAUGUCCCUUUACGUAUUUUCUAUAGACAGUAUUAAAUAUGUGAAUCAACUCUAAAUAUAUAUUGAAAGAACAGUAAUUAAGAUUACAGAUAUAAAUAUAAGACCCAAAUGCUUAUUAUGAGGUUAAUAAGAGGAGAUAAAUUGGUUUCUUUACCGUAAACAAUAAACCACUCUUUAAUCAUUUAUUAAGGGUUGAUAGGGGUAAGUAAAGGGUAGAACAUUACAUAGCUAUAUAAAAUACCACAUUAAAUAUUGCAAUUUCCCAAUGUAUUUGUUUAUUACAAUUUGCAAUUUAUUUGUGAAGAUUAUUAGUACUUUACAGUAAACCGUUAUAUUUGCAUAAUUUACAGAUUAUAUAUAUAUAUAUACAUUUUAUGUAUUGUAUUUAAUCUUAUAAGCAGUGUGUACUUAGUAUUUGGCAAAUAAUGACAUAACUUUAGCUAUUAUUAACUGAACUAAAACCUCAUUGAUCUAAAUAAGCUCCUGUUAUUAAAAAAAUAUUAAUUUUAAAUUGAGCGGCAAGAUUUGAUUGAAAAUGUUUCAGCAAACUAUAACUUUGGCCUAGGUUCUGUUCAAUAAGAAACAAAAGCAUAACAAUUCCACUUCGAGGUUAGAGAUGGGUUGUGUAUCACUUGGAUAUGUAGUCUGUAAUAUAUCACACAGGCCCUAAAAGGCACAUUAGUAGAUAUGAAAUUGUUACUACACCUCUGAUACUAUGUUCCCAUUGAAUGAGCUGUCACCCUGCAAUAUUCACUUAAAAUAAACCUGUUAAGAAAAAUGUAACUUACCUGAAAUGGUGCUCAUGUAUUUUUAAGUACAUCAUAAAUCACAAAGAUACAUGAUGUAUUCUGUGAUGAUACAGCCCCGGUGUCUCUGCAGAUUUUGUACCACAUUAUAUCCCUAUAAUGUGGGGGAUCAUUUCCCCCAAGCUUUCAAGUUGGAGCUGAACAUAAGCUCAUGCAAAGUGUGAGUGAACUUAUUUUAUCUUCUCGCCUUUAUAUUUUACAUUAUACACUAUUAGUUACUCUCCUUCUUGGUUUUUUGGCAUAUACCCUCAAAGACAUCCUAGGCACUGCACCUACUCUACUUUUUACAUUUUCUACCGGAUAAAAGAGACCCAGUUUUGGUGAUUAAGCUGCCUUCGCAACUGUACCAGUAUUCUACAAACGCUGAAUCCCUUCUGUUUUUAUUACAUAUUGGCACAAAUUCAUUCAGCCCCCUCCCCAGAAGGCUUUUCACAUGACUUCUUUGACAACCCUUGAUCAGGCACAGAAUGUUGCACACACUCACGUAAUUCCCUCUCCUGGCCAGGCCUUCCUCUCACAAUCUCACAUAGCCCCUCAAACUCUCCUGGUUUUGGCACCUCACAUACCAGGUCAUUUGCCAGAGUGGGAGUGCUAUCUUUGUGUACGGUGGGUUGAGUGGGAGAGUUAACUACAAUUGUAUCCUUGUCUUGGACGACGGCCAGGACCCUUGGCACAGCCUCAGAGUGGUUGCUGGGGCCGGCCUGAGGUUGUGAUACUAGAAAGUCUGGGUGGGGCGCUUCCUGGGUCUCCUCGAACGCUGCUGAAUUGGCUGAGUAGUAGCUUUGACUGAAGGUAAUCCACGGUAUGGGGGCAAGUUCUUUGCUUUUGCCACUUGAGCCGGGUUAGAAUUUGGAUGAAGUAGCUCUCCGUGGGAUCAGGUUGUUCCCCAAAAACACAUAAACAGGGAUGCCUGGCAACCCUUCCCCCUCAGUCCACACACUGGCCACAGAAAUAGCAAGUCACUCUCCACCAGCGAUGGCAAUCACUUAGGGUUGGAGCAAGCGUGGGACACUUUGCUGUAGAUGAGGCUUAACAAUGGUCAAGAAUUCACCAGUGUCCCGCAGUCCUUCUACAGGCAUGCCAUUUACCAGCAGUGGUUUAGGUCUUCUCUGGGCCACUGCACGGUCAGUACCGGCAUCACUCCCUGGGACCCGGUGGGCCAGUCCAAACAGUUCUGGUACUGGUCCACCACCACUUCCGUUGCUGCCCCAACAUAUUCCUCAGGCCCCACUCUUCCAUCAUCUGGACAGGUGGAGCAGGGGGAUAAGGACCGCGGGUCUAAGAAGGACAGUCUCUCACAAUAUAUCCAAGGCACUGGCACCAAUGGCAAACAUGGUGGUGCCUAGCCCCGGGACUCUUUGUGGGCCCAGAUUCCCCAUUUCUUCCUUUCUGGAAUGCAGACUUUCCCAGAGCCCACCGGUUGAGCAGGGGCUGCUACCACUAUCCGCAGCCUUGGUACAUGAAUACAGGUGCUGUAGGAUUCUGUCUUGGAGGAGAGAUUCUGGGGACUCUUCCACGACUGUCAACGAAGUGCUGGGCUGACUUAGCGGCUGCAGCAGCUGUAGUGAACUUCUGGUCUUGGGUUCACUGUCGCACCUCUUCCGGCAAGAGGUGGUAAAAUUGUCCCAUCAGCACAAUCUGCUUACAGUCCUCCCGGGAGUGCACUUCACUUCCAGUCCACCAUCACUCAAGGGCAUAUGCACUCCGGUUAGGUGCCUUCUGGAGUUACCUGGAUUUCCCGGAACUUAACCCUGUAUCUGGAAUCGCUCUGCAGGGCUCCACCUGUCGGUCUCCCAUUCAGUACCCACACCCAGUCAUCUGACGGCAAGCGAUUGAGCUCACAUUGCUGCUCAAAGUCCUGCAGGAACCAGUCUAUAUCAGUCAUUUGUAUCUUCAAACUUAUAAAAGCUGUGCACUGAUACUUUAAGAUGGGAACCCUCUGUCUGGCUAGAUAGGGAGACCAAAGUUGGGGUCACAAUCACCUAGGGAUUAUGAUCCUCUCAGGCCAGGUCCUCUACUGCGAUUGCUAGCAGCUCCCUCUUGUUUACUUGGCCGCCUAUGGCAUCCCUGUAGUCCUGCAUCCUCUGGGCCAGUCUUAUUGCUCAGGUUAAUGCUACAGGAGCGAUGCAGGAAGCCUCUGGUUGUGGUUCGGACACUCCAUUCUGCUGCUCAGCCAUGUUGCAUCCCUCAGCAGCUCUCUGAGCUCUGGUGUGCAUGUCGGGUCAACUUUAGCCUCUUCGGAUUAUUGUACUGCAAGUUAUCCCACCGCUGGUGAUGCAGCCCUGGCGUCUCUGUUACCGAAGUUCAGGCCUUAUAUCGUCCGUGGAUACUUGCAUUAACUUGCACAGCUGAUAUAUAAUAAGUGCUGUCACUCUGGCAAUAAUUAGUAAUUACUCUAUAGAGAACAAUGAAUAUCAAUAUCCUAUGAGAAAAAGCAAGACAAACCAGCUUUUCUUGGUACAAACAGCAACUGAACUUUAUUGUCGCUGCCAACAGGAUAUACAAACUACACUUCCCUUCCCCCAUCUGCAAGUCCACCGUGACAACAAAAGCAUACCUAGAUCAGCCAGGCAGAUAUCUCUGCAUGACAGACUGUUUUUGUUCACAGCUGGAGGGGGUAGGCUCUGACUCUUGUGCCAUGUGACACAUUAAAGUCCCUUUUUGUCACCUAUUUAAUGUAACAUAUCAAGAUACUCACCUUGUCCCCAUUUCAGCCUAGCCAUAUGCAGAGAUUUGUGGGUAUUCUUCUUGUAAUGCCCACCUCUGGCCUGUCCUCUGUUCUAUCACUUGUGUGAUUUGCCCUGUUUGGGACUCUUUGGGGCUCAUCUCAAUACAAUAUCGAUAGAGGCUCGCAAGGUCUUCCAUAUUACUCUGCAUGUGCAAGAGUGCAACGCUGACGUGGGCUCCUGACAGGGGCUAAAGAGAAAUCAAUGGUUGCAGAUAGAGGUGGCCGCAAAUUAUAGCUUCAGGUAAGUAAAACGUAUCUUCCCCCGCACCCUGCGGCCAAUGGACACCAAAAACUGAAGUCACCAUCUGGGGUCAAGCACCAGAACAACUACAGUGUGAUUAUGGUGCCAGAAUGCCCCCUGGCACUGUCCCAUGGACCAGUGUCCCAACCUCUUUCAGCAUAUUUCUAUUGCCUGGAGUCAUUUCACCUCCAGUUCUGAAAGAACAUAAUUGCCUCUUAUGGUGAUUCCCAGACAUUUGAAAGACCUUGUGCAGCAUAUAUAUCAAUAUUUACCAUGGAAGAUGAGGAAAUGUUACUGUGAUCAAAGAAUACUAGUUGGUUUUAAACUAUUGCAGUUUAGUGUGAAGCUUUAAUAGAGGACAUGCUGCUUCCACUAGCACACUUAUUAUUUAUUCAUGUAUCUAUCCACAAUAGUGAUGGAGAAAGUGAGAACAUAGGUCUAUGGGCACACGUUACCUCCCAAAGUUCCUCUGUAGGACCUAAAUCCAUUUAAACACAUCUUCUCCUUUUUCCUGGGAGCUCUGAAUGUUGCUUAUGUCUCUCACUGUAUCAGAGCUCCACAUCCUAAAAAACUUCCAUGAGUGUCGUUUUGUUCUGGUCUCCUAAAAUAUUCUAAAAUAGUCCUCCCUUCAGCACACCUCAUGCUGCUACUUCUACUCGCUCUAAAACAAAGGUGCCUCUGUCUGACUAUUUGAAAUGUUUGCCCCCACACCACCCACUUUUCGAAAUGUUUGUUUAAUUCAUCUCACAAAUGUGUGUAAGAGUUAAAAAAAAAAAAAACACAAAAUGCAGCUGUUUAGAUUAGCUUUAGAUUAGCCUUUCACAACUAUUGUUUAAGUAGUUGCUUUGCCUAACACAUUCCCUCCCCCAAAUCAAAGGAGGAGGUUAAGGGAAUCCACAUUAUUUUGUUCAGAUUGGAAGAAUGAAGUCAUAGCUGGAUACUAAACACAUCGCUCGCUGAUUCAAUUCUCCAGGGCAGGCAGAUUCUAGCUCGGCCAGUUUUGUAGCGUUUCCCACAAUGCUUUGGGUUGUCUGUUUAAAAACUUUUUUCAUACAUACUAAUUUUCUGCCCCUCUAGCAAUCAGGAAUUAAUGUUCUCCUGUUUUUCACAUGAUCAGAAAAUGUCAUAUAGAGUCCACCUCCACCCCCCCAAAUCUUAUAAAUGAGUGUAAACUCCCUCGUUUUUGAAAAUGGGUGGGUUCAAGCCUAGUAGCAAAGUUAAAAGAUUACCUCACAGCCUUGUACUGCUUAUAUGCAUAAAAAUGCUGAGACCCUAACGUAAUGUCAGAGGUUUUAAAGCUAAAGUAAAAAUAAGGGUUUGAGUCCUUUUAUUUUUUUUACGAUAGCAGAACGGGGAAGGAAAUAUGGAAUGGGAGAAUCUAGAACAUUAGAAUGCAAUCUGAGCGAAUGACGAAACUUUAUUAACCUAGAAUAACCAUCACUACUUAGACUACAAAAUCUAUUUUAUUUAACCUCUUAAGGACACACGACAUGUGUGACAUGUCAUGAUUCCCUUUUAUUCCAGAAGUUUGGUCCUUAAGGGGUUAAUGUAGUUUGGUUUGGGGUUUAGUAUUGGCAUUACAUUUAGGAUUCACUGAAUUAAUGUUGUAGAUUGACAUUAGAGUUUUUGGAAUUUGGGUAGGGAUUGGAUUAGGAAUAAAGCCGAAUGGUCAUUUAGAGAUGUAAGCUCGAUUGAGCAGGGUCCUCUUCAACCUAUUGUUCCUGUAAGUUUAUUUGUAAUUGUCCUAUUUAUAGUCAAAUCCCCUUUCAUAAUAUUGUAAAGUGCUACGGAAUCUGUUGGCGCUAUAUAAAUGGCAAUAAUAAUAAUAAUAGAGAUCAUACUUUGCGGCAAGGCAUUUGCAGUUUCCUGGCUUCGACAGGACUUCUAUCUCCUGCUCCCUAAACACAUAAAGUAAUUCCAAGCCACAAAAUUAAACUAAAAUGUAUUUAUUCCAUUCACUGUAAACUUGGUCAUUUCACUGUGACUGGAAUAGCGAAUUUUCACCAUUUCAGAGUUUACUGGGGUGAACACAGCAGCGGACAUAGAGGGGCGAGGCUGGGCUGCCAAGCAGAGCAGGCACAUGGUGCUGUGGCUUCUCGGCAGAUCUUCCUAUAAGUUAUUUACCAGAAUGCAUUAACUCUAGUUUUCUACUCUGUUUGUGUAUCUGCUUGUUGUGGACACUUUUUUUUUUUUUUCCUGCUAGAUUGCAGACCAGCUUGGAUCCACUGGUGGUGGCAUACUGACAGUGUGUGCAUGGAUGAGGCAGCCGCACUCCUCCUGUCUGUAACCACACAUAGUGGUGGUCAUCCUGGUCUCAGGAGUCCACAUUGAGCUCUGGACACUCACCUAAUUUCACAUUGCAAUGGAGAUAUAACUUGGGUCCUGCCCUUCGCCUUCCUAGUGGGUGGCGGCAAGGAUGAGCAGACUGGACACCAUAUUUGAAGAGGUCCUACGUCAGAUCUCACACAAGCAGUGGAGCUCGUAAUCUGCUCAGAUUCAUCAGAGGACACAAUAUAGUGUCUGACCACUACGUACCUCAGACUGCCUCCUCAGGGUGGAUACCCAGUGGAGUCAGACAGGUGCGAAAGCUCUGGGUAUUAUGCAGCCCUCCUACCCCGAGCAUUUGGAAUCUGGAACUAUUCCUCUAUGUAGCCCAGUAGGAGCUGAAGAGCUCUGCUCACCAGAGCUCCACUCAAACUCAUUGAGGGCUGUGCUGCCUCUCGGUCGUAACUGGCCACUCUAUGCAUGUAAACAGAUCUCUCUUGCACUGCCAUAAGCCUCGAGAUCAGGUGUUGAACGACGGCCCCUUGUUAUCUAACUAUUGUAUCCCACUGCCAUAUUAUGCAUUACUUAGACUCUUAUUUAGUUAUGUAGUAUAUCACUUUCACUCUGCUUUCUUUUUUACAUAGGAGCUACUGACUUGUUCCACCUCCGACCUGUUAAAAUGGUCCAAACAUAUAUUGUUAGUGCAGAUGUGCCCUCUCUUAUACUGCGCAGGGUGAACUCCUAUUCCUUAAAGAAACACUGUAAGGGCAGGAACACAGACAUGUAUUCCUGACCCUAUAUUGUUAAAACCACCAUCUAACUCCCCCUCUCCCCACCGGCCUCCCCUUGCUUCCAUAAAUAUGGUAAAAUCUGCCUGCUGUCUGCAAACAUUAUCAGAAGUGGUUUUCUGAGCCAAUCACAAUGCUUCCCCAUAGUAUUGCCUGAGACUGUCAAGGAGGCAGAGCCAGCACAAGUCAAACACAGCCCUGGCCAAUCAGCAUCUCCUCGUAGAGAUGAAUUGAAUCAGUGCAUUUCAAUGAGGAAAGUUCAGUGUCUGCAUGCAGAGGGUGGAGACGCUGAAUGUCAGUGCUACACACUGUGCAGCACUACACCAUGAAGCUCCUCUAGCAGCCAUCUGAGGAGUGGCCACUGGAGUUAUCACUAGGCUGUAAUGUAGACACUACAUUUUCUCUGAAAAGUAAGUGUUUACAGCAAAAAGCCUGAAGGGAAUCAUUAUACUCACCAGAACAAAUGCAAUAAGCUGUAGUGUCCCUUUAAGAGCCUACCUACUCAUAACAUUGAAUAACGUGUUUUUUGUUUUUUUUCUAUCGACAUACAAUAGUUUUAAUGUUCCAGCUACUUACUUUCUUUUCAUAAAAAUGAUAAUCGAGCUAUAAUUCUGGAAUGUGCAGCACACCAUUUAGUUUAAUCUCUACAGAUAAACCAUCUUAUUAUUGUGUAAAUUACUGUGUACACUUGUUUAUAUUUCUGAAACUGUGCAGCAAAAAUAAAAAUGAAGUGGGAAAAAAGCAGCAGUGAGAUAGGUAAAAAAUGUAGCUGCCCAGAACUUGGAAGCGCAGAGGAAUUUUUUGACAUGCCUGCCAUUUUCUCCAGCCCAGUGUGCGCCAUGUGUACAGCACUACAGUAUGUAAAUCAAAUUAAGACUAAUCUGCAUUUUUCUUUUUUUUAAACUUUACCGCAACCAAUAUCUACCUUUUUAUUUAGCAGUUUGGUUGUGCAGAAAUCUGGGAAGUGGUACUUCCUAUCUGAGGUUUCGGAUUGAGGUAAAGUUUUGAGAUUGGAGUAGAAAUUCGGAUUUUAGCGACCUAGAGACCAUCUCACCAGUGCAACUGUUGUUCCCUUCUCCUGCCAUGUCGGUUACUGUGCUCAAAGAAUGUCUUCUACGGGGGGGGGCGGUGUCCUACCCAUGGAGGGUGUGGGUUGAUAGAGGGUGUGGGACUCUUGAUGACAAUUUACCUUUACCAUUUAACCUUUCCCUUCAUUAGGAGUCACAGCAGUUCCUCUUGAAUUUUCAGUUUUUCUCUUUGUUGAAUUUUAAGAUGUAACGUCUGCCUCUAACUAGUCAUGCAGGAAGCUGAUCUCCAAUAGAUAAUUUUAGGGGCCUCUUGCGUGAUUUCUUAUGUUAAUCUCGUAAUUCUAUUCUGGGGCUAUACUUCUAUUUAAUUAUACUCAUAACUGGGGGAGCUGAAUUAUCUACCUGCCUGCUAACUUAUUAUCUAUCUUUCACCUCCUACAUAGAGGACAUGUUAUAAACCGCAUUUCUAGUUUCACUCAACAGAUUUUAUAAUAAAUGAGACAUUGUUACCCUGUAUGCUUUUCAUAUAUGUUUUACUGAUAAGUUGACUUGGUGCAUACUUGUGGAUAGUGGAUUGUACCUCCUCUUAUGUUAAAGGGACACUACAGUCACUGCUCAAUUCACUGCCAUGUAGGAGUAACAUUGUUAACUAUUUCUCCAGCUAAACGCUCACGCUCAAAAACCAUUUUGCGUGAGAGAGUUUUGAAUUUUUCGUUUCUAUUUUCAAUAUAGGGGUUAAGCCCCGAGACAUUACUGGCGGGUCUCUCUGGUGAUCUAAUUCAGUAACGGUAGACCCGCAAGGGCAGCCCACCAUAGCUGAAUAUUUUUUCCAUAAUGGCAUUAAUAAUAAAGUUCUGAGUUUUGGAAAAAAUCAUCCAGGACCUAAAUAUUCUCCCCAACAUUAAUGAGCGUCUCAACCCUUAUCUUAAUCCUUUAUACCUCAAAACAGGAGAGUGUUUGAAUUUUUUUUUUAUAAUAUGAUUGAUUAUUAUACCUCCCUUGCUUUGAACCAUUUCCUCAAAGUGAGAAGGUAUUUGCUUUCUGUCAUCAGUCUGUCCUUGGUUAUCCAUUACAGUUUAUUUACCAGGUUUUCCUGCAGAUGAUAACAUGUGAUCUGUAGAUCUGAAUUGAAUCUUUCAAUUGGAUGCUCCCUUGCCACACACUGAUCCCAAAGCUCACUUAUUGCUUUCCGACAGUCACUUAUACACACUAUUUUCACCUAGUUAACUCUUUAAUAACUUGCUAUCUCUCUACCUCUCUGGCCAGAAUAGCUUCCAAUUAAUAUUAUUUAACUCUAUAUUAUACUUUUAACGUGCAUUGUUUUCCAUACUGCAGAUUUUCUAUAGACAGGACUGUAUGAGUCAAAGACAUAUCCAGCAAUAAAGUCCAAUAAAGCUGAAAACAUACUCCCAAAUAGCACAUCUCCAACUAUGUGUUUAACCAGCUAAGGGCCAAAAAUGCACGUCAGUGUUCACAAGGACAAAGACUAAAAACCUAUGAUUAAGUGCUUUGGAAUGAAACGUGUAAUGUCUUUUUGUCUUGCUGUGUGAUUCUGUUAUGCAUUGGAUUUAUCACGUCCGAGAACGAGAAUUUCUGCUGGGAAUUCCUGAAGUUGACUUUUCUCUGGUUACGCUGUUUAGUGUGCUAGUCUUCUCCCCCCCCACCCCCCCAACUGUUUGUAUUUUUGAAGACUGAUGUAGCUCAGAGAAAUAGAAUCCGACCUUACAAGUCUUAAUAAAACGAAAAGUAUAUUCACAGAAAUCAUGGACCUGGAUCCAGCAGGGCUGUCACAAUUUUUGUCUCUUGUCUAGCCAUCCCAUGUUAAUUCCCUAAUGUUGUGCAUCUGGUAACCCCAAGGAAAUAUCUUCAAAAUGAAAUCAGGGCAUUAGGCCCAUUCCCAGGGCAAUUAAAAAUAUAUAUAUAUAAGCGAUCUAUGCCGUUUUCUGCCUUUUUGUUGUUGUUUUUCUUCUGAUUUUGCCCAUUAUUAAAAAAAUAAAUAAAUAAAUCACAACCUUAUUCUGCAGGUAAUGCACCCUGGUUUGAAAUUGGUAUUGACUUUAUUUUAGUUGUGAACGUUCAGCAUGAUUAGUAUGCAUUCCUCUCAUUUUGAGACUGUGUAACUAUGUAAGCAGCCAUGUAGGAUCACGGAGCCCUUCCUUGGUUAGGAAAUGUUGUAGAGAAUAUUAAAAUGCUAAGUAAAUACAUAGAAAUUCUUUUCAGUCAGCAACGUGUCUUUCGUUACAGUAGCAAACGUUAAAAUUCUUGUAAUUCACCGCCUUGACUUGGCAAGCCAUGAAAGACCUGACUGGCUGUUUUUGUGGUUUUAGUGGAAUAGAAGAAUUGCGGGAGGCGGGGACUGGUCCUAAUCAGUUGAAAUGUGUUCUCUUUCUAUGGGUUUGGCUGACUGCAGAUUUUUGUCUUGUUACUUCAAUCCACUCGUGGUCCAAACUGUAAUCUCCAUCUUUGUGGAAAUAACUGGAUAUAGCCCAUAUCAUUUGAAGUUUUUGUGUGUCCCAGCACAGUGACUGUAGGUGCAGGAUCAGGAUCUGGCCAUUUGCUGCUGGACUUUCAAAGGUUGACAAACGUGAUGGAGAUAAGCUUACUUAGCAUUCUAUCAAUAGUUCUUGAUGCAAACAAUGGGUUAAUUAAGAGAGUGCAUUUUGCAAAGCACUGCUACAGGCCAAAUUCACUAAAUGGAUAGUAGGAUGCUCCAGGGAAUGUACGUAGAUGCAAAGUUACAGGAAUCGAGCUGCGUUUACAGCCUCGAAGCUUGAAUCAUUAUAGCUUUCUGCCUCAAGGAAAUAUGAAACACUUUUGUAUUGACAAAAUGUUUUCUCAACCUGUGGCCUUUGGCUGGUUAAGGAUUGGGGUGUCCACCCACACCUAAUUCUUUAACGGUAAAGCUAUGUGUUGAUAUUUCACGGAAGUCAACCCCUGUCCCUCAGUUGAGGGCAACUCUUCUUUUUGGCUCCUUUGAAAUGAAAAGCUCAAAUUUAGUGUAGUGUGUCAAUACCAAUUUUGUAUACCACUGUACAAAAUGUCACCCACAAUUGGUUUUUAAAAGUGCAUCCACGCAAGGGCUAAAAUAUUAUUACUUUUGGCAGUAUUUUACAGUGCUUCUGCAUAAACCAAUAACUGCUAAAUACAUUUCCCAGCAAUGUAUAAAACAUGCCAAUAGCGGCACAAAAUAAUCUUCAAAUAUACAGCAGAAAACUUUACCAACAGCCAGUUGUGUUACACAAAUAUGCCAAAUAAUUUCAACAGCUAUAUGUUGAAUGUGCAAAAAACACAAUAAAAUUAUUUACACUUAUUUUGUUGAAGUGCUUAUAGUGCAGUAUGCCACCAAAAAUGUGUGUCCGUUCAUUGAUUCACUUAAUAAAUAUUUAGCAGAGUUUCGAGCUUCCAAGACAAAAAAUAGAACACUAAUAUAAAAACUGGCAAGAGCACACUAAUGGUGUAUAUAUAACAUACACAGACCAUAUUAGCAUGAAUCAGUAGAUACCUAAAAAAAUGUAAAAUGGUAGACCAUAGUGAACUCUGAAUGUACAAUAAAAGUAUAUGUAAAUACAAAUCCAUCUCACUCACAUUUUGCUGAGCCAGCUAAAGUGGGCUCAGACUAAAAGCGCCUUUGGAACAAAUAUAGUUGUAGAGAUCAUGAGUUGGCACCAAAGUUGAAACCACGAUGAUAUGAAGUAACCAGGAACAAAUUUAUUAUAAAAUAAAGAUAAAAUAUUAAAAGAUCUCAAAUAUACAACCGUUUAACAACUGCACUGACUAGUUUCGACAAAUAGUCUUUAUCAAAGUGCUCUGUACCUGCUUCAGACUCCCGUCCGUUUAAAUCUCCAAAAAAGGUACGUCGUUCUCCACGUGUAUCCUCUAUUUCUUCCGGGUACAUCAUUUCCGGUUACGUCACUUCCGGGUCAGCGGGUUAAGUAAGUGACGUAUUUCCCGCUGACUAUAGGCACUCAUACCACAUCAGCUCAUUGAAGUGGUCUGGGUGCACUGCCCUGUCAGUUUAGCCCUGCAAUUGUAAUUAUUGUAGUUAGUGAUAAACUGUAAUAAUUACAUUGCAGGGUAAACUCCACCUCUAGUGGCUGUCUACCAAACGGCCACUAGAGGGACUUUAGGUCGUGAUGCUGGAUGUCCUUACUCUAUGCAUCGGGAUAUCCAGCAUCAGCCAAAACCCCAUAGGAAAGCAUUGUUUUAAUUAGGUCCCUGACAUUGAGGGAGGUGGAGCGGAGUAUCCAGGGUAGAGGGACUGGAUUUAGGAAAGUGACAAAAGGGUUCUGCGCUGCAGGUGAUCACUAUAUAGGGUACUAUAGCUCUAGGAAUACAAUUUUGUAUUCCUAGUUUAUAGUUUCCCUCUAAAUACUAAAUGGAGAAUUUAGCAGUUGGGCUGCAAGAGCAUAAUCUAUACACCAAAACCACUCCAUUAAUCUAAAUGUGUUUAGAGUGUCCAUUCAAAAUACAGUAAAUUCCGUAAAUAUAGUAAAUAUAUAAAGUCUGAUUUCUAUGUAAAUCAUUGGCUAUUUCUAUAAAAUAAUGUUCAGGGGCCACUAUUUCUACAUUUCUGUUUCUCAAAAAGCCUCCUAAUAUGUAGUUUAGUGAUGAUUUUUGUCGCAUUCUUUUCUGACUAUUCAGUAAAAUUUAUAUUGAGAAAAACAUAUUUGUCGAGAUGUUGAGUUUGUAAAGUAAGUGUAAUACCCAGAGCCUCUUCAUACCAAACAUAGGUUAAUAGCAACUUAACCCUGUCGUCAAACCGGCCUCAGAUAUUUUCUCUUGUACUUCUCCAGAAAUUCCACACAUACCAGAGGAGAUAAAGGCAUUUUGCUGGAGCAGUUCCAAAUGGGUGUCAGCACAUCUCAUUAAUUUGGCUAUGUCUUGUAUCUGGACAUUACAUUCUACAACUGGCAGCCCAUGAGAGCAUCCUUCUAGCUGGCUGACUUUCUCCUUUUGGGAUGUUUAACUGGUAAAACAUAGAACAUGAUGGCACAAGGACAGCAAGAAUCUACUAACAUACAAAAUGUUACUGUAGACUUGUCCUUCUGGCUUUACUACCCAUGUUAGCCAGUAGGACAUGUUUCAUAGGCACAAGAGGGGCACCAACACCACCCACCCCCUCUUUAUUUGGAUAUCGUACAAGUUGUUUCCCAAAUAUGUGUAUCUAUAGGUUUAUGGUGUUGGACAAGGUGUGGUCUACCAUUGGCUCAGAAGUUGAUUGUAUGAGGUUAAGUAGGUGCAAAACCCAGGGUAGGGCAAACUCACAUUCUGGGGGUAGAGUAUAUUGCCCCAACUAUCACAUUACUUGUGGUCUAUGGUUCAAAGACACCAUCUCUCUGGCUUUAAAAGAACACUAUAGUAUCAGGAAUACAAACAUGUAUUCCUGACACUAUAUAGUCCUGGUAUGGAUUUUUAGGUCCCCAGCCCCGCUCCAAUUGCGUUGAGAUGUUUUUACUCAGGUUUUCUCCCACGCCAUGAGGGUCUCACUGUGGCUGACCCUGCCUCCAUGACUGAUGUCAUCAAAUUUAAUGAUAUCAGCCAAUCUAAUACUUUGUCAUGGGAAAGCAUUGAAAGGCUAUAGUGCAAGUGCAGUAAAGUGAUGUGAUGUGCCAGUCAGCAUCUCCUUAUAGAGAUUAAUUGAAUCAAUGCAUCUCUAUGGGGAAAAUUCAGAGCAUGGAGAGGCUGAAUGUCAGUGCUGCACACUGUGUAGCACUGCCCCAGGAAGCACCUCUAAUGGCCAUCUGAGUGAGUGUCACUAGCAGUGUUACUAGGCAGCCAUGUAAACACUACUUUUCUCUGAAAAGGCAGCGUUUACAGUGCCUAGCAUCCAGGAACAUGCUAUAGACACCAGAACUGUUACAUUAAGCUGUAGUGGUUCUGAUGACUAUACUGUCCCUUUAAGGCAGGGUUCUCCAAACUCUGGCCCUUCAGCUGUUGCCAAACUACAACUCCCAUGAUUCUUUGAAUGAAAAAUAGCUAGAGCAUCAUGGGAGUUGUAGUUCAGCAACAUCUGAAGGGCCAGAGUUUGGGGAACCCUGCAUUAAAGUGACUCUGUCACUUCUGAGUAUUUUAUAUGGAUAAAGUCAUUGAUUUAAGCCACUAUCCACUUUUAUCUAGAAUCCCAGCACUUGCCACAAGUGACGGCUGUGAGAUUCCGUCCUCAUCUUUACCAGUCCUGCUAAUAAUUAACCUUGGUAGGAGACGUGUAUUUUUAGAUGGGUCUUGUGAGCGGUAACUGCACGUCUUGUGGUAACUGUCGUUUAAACAUGAUACCACGUAAUAACAAAUACAUUCAAAGUCUGGAGAAUCCUUCCCCAGAUUGUGUAUCCAUCUUUUCAAGUACAUGGGAACACAGGACACGCUGGGGGGCUAGUACGGAUAUUGGUAUUUUCCCAAGAUGCUCAAUGUUAAGGCUUUAGUGUACAAAUAUAGUAUAAACCAAAACAGAGAAGAUUCGGGAUAUGGCUGUGUAAAUCUACAGAGAAAGCAUAAAACAAAACAUAGUGUGAUAUUGUUAUAAAACACAAUAUUUCAUGCGCAGUAAUCUUGUGCACUCACAGGAUGUAGGCAGUAAAAGCGCUCUUAAGGUGCCUUCCCCAAUGGAAUGGGGGGCUAGCUGGUAUUCCUUAUCACCUCUGGAUCCUUGUAUCACCAAAAGACAUCCACAGGUCAGGGUUCAGUAAUAAAAAAUUUAUUUAGAUAAAAAGUGUAGUCACCAAUUCAGCAUAGGAUACAAAUAACAGAAGGUUGUCCUACGCGUUUCGUUCUAUAAGAACUUCCUCAGGGACCACAAUUAAAAACAAUAAUAACAAUGUAUCAAUGUACAAUACAUAAACAUAUCCUAUACACAUCCCCCCUCCCUGUGUCCUUAAAUAGGGCUAAUCCCUAGAGUCUAUUGGUGGAUCCAGUAGGCGUGUAAAUCCUCCUUGGUUCUAAUUGGAGGACUGAUCUUCCUGUGGCAGCUGUUUGUCAUCCAUUCAUUUUCCAUAAUUUGUAAUUUGCGCCUUUUUCGGCAAAUACCGGAAGUGGUCAUAAUUUGCCGAAACCGGAAGUGACAUCGCGGGAACGUCCGCGUUCCACAUGCGUUCCACCAGUGACGUCUCCAUGGCAACCGGGCGCGAUCAAGUCAUUCAAAAGGUCAAAUGGAACACAGGACAAAUAAAAAGCCCCAUUCUGCUUGAGAAAAAAAACUGUUAACCAUUUUUAACAUAUUUAGCCGUUAUUUAUGUAUAUAUAUCUGUUGAGUGUCACCCUCCUCAUUAAUCCCAUCACACAACAUAAUGUUAAUCCUCAUAUUGUACCAAGUAAUCAUAAUACCUCAGUAUAUUAUAAGCCUAAGGCUUCGUAUUACAAAGUGAUCAUAUUUCCUAUGUCUAUUAUUUAAAAGGUUUUUUUUUUUUUUUUAUAACUUUAUACAUUGUUAAUCAAAGUGAACACCGUAAUCAAUUCAUCACUGUAUCAGUUUAAACUUCAAUUUGUCGUGUUAUAUAUUUGUACUCCCCAUAAAAAUCUUUGGGAUAAACCUAUUAUACACAUUGAAAUAAUCCAUUGCUAUGGUUACACAAAAACGGGGGUUAGUAGAUUGUGGCUACAAAAUAACUACUUCCCAUAUAAACUUUAUUUAGUGAAUCUACCACAUUCAAUUUAUACCAGCUCUAAAAAACCUUAGAGCAAAUCCAUUAUUUAUAUUAGAAUAAUCGGUUAUUGUGUUUUUAUUAUAGUCAUUUGUGAUUUUUGGUCAUAUAGGACAAUAGAUCACAAAUUGUAAAAAAAGAGAUAAAAUAAAAUAUAAGAGAUAUAAAAUAACUACCUGGUAUUUGAUAUAUAUAUAAAUCCUCUCUCUAAGUAGGGAUUAGCUUUCAACUGUAGAAACAACCCAAAUUAAAGGCAAACACACAUAUCCUAACUCUUUGUUCUGAAGAUUUUAGGCCAUAUUAAUCUAGAAAACAAAUUAAAUCAAUAUCGAUAUUGAGACCCUUAGGUGAGAGGGUUUGUAAUUUAUGUAUCCAGAACGUCUCCCUCUGGGCUAGUCUUUGAACUCUAUUACCCCCACGCCAGAAGGGGUGGACUCGUUCGAUUCCCCAACAUCUAAAAUCCUUAAAUGAAAAAAGGGGACAUGAUAUACAAUGGGUUGGGACUGAGUGUGUCAUCAGUCUCUUUCUGAUAUUAUUAAGAUGUUCUAAUAGGCGAACCUUCAAAAUCCUCUUAGUCCGUCCCACGUAUUGCAUGCCACACGGACAUUGUAGCAGAUAUACCACAAAGUCCGUGUGGCAAUUUAUACUAUCUCUAAGUGUAAAGCUCUCCCCCGUGGUGGAGCUAAAAAAUGAAUGUGUAUUUUUUAUAGACACCGUGGUACAAGCUUUACAAGUGCCACAGCCUCGAAAUGAACCUGAGCUAGCAGAAGUGGGACCUGAUGGUGGUUUAAUGGCAUAACUAGGUGCCAACAUAUCCUUCAAAUUUUUAUUCCUUUUGUAGAUUACCAAGGGAUUGUCUGGUAAAUGUGUCCCCAAAAUGGGGUCUUGUAGCAGAAUUGGCCAAGAACUUUGAAGACUUCUCUUAAUUUUAUUAUAAUCAAUAUUAUAAUGGGUGGUAAAUGCAGAACGGAAACUAUCCCCAGUUCCCGAAGUAUAUGAUUUAUUCUCCAAAAAAGUUUUCCUUUCUAUAUCGCCAAUACGACGGAUUUCUCUCUCCAAUCUCUUUCCAUUAUAUCCUCUAUCUGUAAGCUUCCUUUUAACAUGUAAUGAUUGGGCGAAAAAAUCCUGUUUAUCAGAACAAUUUCGUCUAAGGCGGGUAAACUGGCUUUUUGCUAUCCCCCUAAGCCAGGGUUCAUGGUGACCACUCCUACGAUGAACAAACCCAUUACCAUCAGUAGGUUUAAAGAAACAUUUACUUUUUAUAUGACUCGAAUCAUGAGAUAGACAAAGAUCAAGGAAAUUAAUCUCAUCCUUAUUCCAGAUAGGAGUAAAGACAAGGUUGUACUCAUUGUCAUUCAAAAAAUUAACAUAAUCCUGAAACGAAACAGAAGAUCCCUUCCAAAUAAUAAUGACAUCAUCGAUAUAACGCCGCCACAGGACCAAGUUCGCCCUCCAGCCAUGUCCAGACCACACAAAUAACUCUUCCCAUCUUCUCAUGUAUGUAUUGGCAUAACUGGGGGCGAACUUGGUCCCCAUGGCGGUCCCCGUGACUUGUAAAAAAUAAUCACCAUUAAAGAAAAAAUAAUUGUGAUGUAAAAUAAAUUGAACAGAAGAAAAAAUGAAGUCCCUCAUAUCCCCUGGUAACUCCACAUCCUAUAAUACCCAUAGGACAUCGAAUAAUGGAAGGUCCCCAAUGAGAAAUAAGGAUCCAUUGCGGUCAAGAGGUGAAAUAAGGAAACCUGAGGUACAAGAGUUUAGAAACAGAAACAACAGUCUAUCACCUGUGAGAAGGGAAACUAAUAGACCCCAUACACAAAUAUCUAGGGGCAGAGAUAAUCCAGACAAUCAUAUAUCCCAAUUUAAUGAUUCUGCUGUAAAUUUUCAGGGGAAACCAAGAGGUCCCAAAGAAAAGACCAUAACCAAUUAUUUUCGUCCCAGGGCAGAGACCUGGGAACAUCCCAAUCGCUUUGCAACACUUUGUCAGGAUUCUCCAGUGAAGAGAAUCCGGACGGAGGACUAGGAAUAAUUUCUUCUUUAAAUGGAGGUUCAUUAAACAUGAAAGAACUGAGCAGGGGGAUCUUUAACUUAACCCCAACCCCACUUUCAGAUGAGGAGAUUAAUUUGUUAUCAAGGGGUUUGAAAUUUGCCCCAAACAGAAAGGCCAAUGACUUUAAAUUAUUUAUUGAUCUCAAAAAGUUUAUUCGUUCUCUAACUAUCAAGAGACAUUUUUUACUACAUCCACCUGAGACUAAAAUCGCUGGUGAAAAUACUAAUGUUGACUAUAGAUUUCGUCCAAAAUCCCAUUUUUUUCCUACUUAUAGUAAGGGCCCUUUUUUAGAAACUUUUGAACAUAUGGUAGACCAACAAUUUCGUAAUAUGACUAAGAAUACCAAUAGGAAUAGAAAUAAUCGUCUCCAGAAUUUAAGUAAAGAGGAAGAUAAGAUACUUAAACGGUUGAUGAAAAGAGACGACGUGAUUAUCAGAGAAGCAGAUAAGGGGGGGGGGAUAGUGUUAAUGACCACUACAUAUUAUCUCCAAGAAGCAGCUCAUAUCCUGGGGGAUAGAAAGACUUAUAGUGUACUCAAAUACGAUCCGACUAGCCAAUUCAAUACAGAGCUCCAAGUAAUUUUGAAUGGAGCUAAAGAGAGAAACAUCAUCUCACAGAGAAAUUAUGAAUUUUUAUAUCAGAAAAACCCAACCAUCCCUAUUUUUUAUUUUCUUCCAAAAACACAUAAGCGUCUCCCUAACCCCCCUGGGCGACCCAUAAUCAGCGGCAUCAAUUCACUAACGGCUAAUUUGUCGGCUUAUGUCGAUUCUCGGUUACAAAAAUAUGCCCAAGGGGCCCCUUCAUAUGUGAAGGAUACGAAGUCUUUCCUCCAAGAAAUGGAGAACAUCGAAUGGGACCCAGAGUACAGUUGGGCCACACUUGAUGUGACCUCUCUGUACACAGUGAUUAGCCAUAGACUGGGUUUGGAGGCAGUUGAUUAUUUCAUGGAGCAGGAUGUGGAGUUACCAGGGGAUAUGAGGGACUUCAUUUUUUCUUCUGUUCAAUUUAUUUUACAUCACAAUUAUUUUUUCUUUAAUGGUGAUUAUUUUUUACAAGUCACGGGGACUGUCAUGGGGACCAAGUUCGCCCCCAGUUAUGCCAAUACAUACAUGAGAAGAUGGGAAGAGUUAUUUGUGUGGUCUGGACAUGGCUGGAGGGCGAACUUGGUCCUGUGGCGGCGUUAUAUCGAUGAUGUUAUUAUUAUUUGGAAGGGAUCUUCUGUUUCGUUUCAGGAUUAUGUUAAUUUUUUGAAUGACAAUGAGUACAACCUUGUCUUUACUCCUAUCUGGAAUAAGGAUGAGAUUAAUUUCCUUGAUCUUUGUCUAUCUCAUGAUUCGAGUCAUAUAAAAAGUAAAUGUUUCUUUAAACCUACUGAUGGUAAUGGGUUUGUUCAUCGUAGGAGUGGUCACCAUGAACCCUGGCUUAGGGGGAUAGCCAAAAGCCAGUUUACCCGCCUUAGACGAAAUUGUUCUGAUAAACAGGAUUUUUUUGCCCAAUCAUUACAUGUUAAAAGGAAGCUUACAGAUAGAGGAUAUAAUGGAAAGAGAUUGGAGAGAGAAAUCCGUCGUAUUGGCGAUAUAGAAAGGAAAACUUUUUUGGAGAAUAAAUCAUAUACUUCGGGAACUGGGGAUAGUUUCCGUUCUGCAUUUACCACCCAUUAUAAUAUUGAUUAUAAUAAAAUUAAGAGAAGUCUUCAAAGUUCUUGGCCAAUUCUGCUACAAGACCCCAUUUUGGGGACACAUUUACCAGACAAUCCCUUGGUAAUCUACAAAAGGAAUAAAAAUUUGAAGGAUAUGUUGGCACCUAGUUAUGCCAUUAAACCACCAUCAGGUCCCACUUCUGCUAGCUCAGGUUCAUUUCGAGGCUGUGGCACUUGUAAAGCUUGUACCACGGUGUCUAUAAAAAAUACACAUUCAUUUUUUAGCUCCACCACGGGGGAGAGCUUUACACUUAGAGAUAGUAUAAAUUGCCACACGGACUUUGUGGUAUAUCUGCUACAAUGUCCGUGUGGCAUGCAAUACGUGGGACGGACUAAGAGGAUUUUGAAGGUUCGCCUAUUAGAACAUCUUAAUAAUAUCAGAAAGAGACUGACGACACACUCAGUCCCAACCCAUUGUAUAUCAUGUCCCCUUUUUUCAUUUAAGGAUUUUAGAUGUUGGGGAAUUGAACGAGUCCACCCCUUCUGGCGUGGGGUAAUAGAGUUCAAAGACUAGCCCAGAGGGAGACGUUCUGGAUACAUAAAUUACAAACCCUCUCACCUAAGGGUCUCAAUAUCGAUAUUGAUUUAAUUUGUUUUCUAGAUUAAUAUGGCCUAAAAUCUUCAGAACAAAGAGUUAGGAUAUGUGUGUUUGCCUUUAAUUUGGGUUGUUUCUACAGUUGAAAGCUAAUCCCUACUUAGAGAGAGGAUUUAUAUAUAUAUCAAAUACCAGGUAGUUAUUUUAUAUCUCUUAUAUUUUAUUUUAUCUCUUUUUUUACAAUUUGUGAUCUAUUGUCCUAUAUGACCAAAAAUCACAAAUGACUAUAAUAAAAACACAAUAACCGAUUAUUCUAAUAUAAAUAAUGGAUUUGCUCUAAGGUUUUUUAGAGCUGGUAUAAAUUGAAUGUGGUAGAUUCACUAAAUAAAGUUUAUAUGGGAAGUAGUUAUUUUGUAGCCACAAUCUACUAACCCCUUUUUUGUGUAACCAUAGCAAUGGAUUAUUUCAAUGUGUAUAAUAGGUUUAUCCCAAAGAUUUUUAUGGGGAGUACAAAUAUAUAACACGACAAAUUGAAGUUUAAACUGAUACAGUGAUGAAUUGAUUACGGUGUUCACUUUGAUUAACAAUGUAUAAAGUUAUAAAAAAAAAAAAAAAAAUAAAAACCUUUUAAAUAAUAGACAUAGGAAAUAUGAUCACUUUGUAAUACGAAGCCUUAGGCUUAUAAUAUACUGAGGUAUUAUGAUUACUUGGUACAAUAUGAGGAUUAACAUUAUGUUGUGUGAUGGGAUUAAUGAGGAGGGUGACACUCAACAGAUAUAUAUACAUAAAUAACGGCUAAAUAUGUUAAAAAUGGUUAACAGUUUUUUUUCUCAAGCAGAAUGGGGCUUUUUAUUUGUCCUGUGUUCCAUUUGACCUUUUGAAUGACUUGAUCGCGCCCGGUUGCCAUGGAGACGUCACUGGUGGAACGCAUGUGGAACGCGGACGUUCCCGCGAUGUCACUUCCGGUUUCGGCAAAUUAUGACCACUUCCGGUAUUUGCCGAAAAAGGCGCAAAUUACAAAUUAUGGAAAAUGAAUGGAUGACAAACAGCUGCCACAGGAAGAUCAGUCCUCCAAUUAGAACCAAGGAGGAUUUACACGCCUACUGGAUCCACCAAUAGACUCUAGGGAUUAGCCCUAUUUAAGGACACAGGGAGGGGGGAUGUGUAUAGGAUAUGUUUAUGUAUUGUACAUUGAUACAUUGUUAUUAUUGUUUUUAAUUGUGGUCCCUGAGGAAGUUCUUAUAGAACGAAACGCGUAGGACAACCUUCUGUUAUUUGUAUCCUAUGCUGAAUUGGUGACUACACUUUUUAUCUAAAUAAAUUUUUUAUUACUGAACCCUGACCUGUGGAUGUCUUUUGGUGAUACAAGGAUCCAGAGGUGAUAAGGAAUACCAGCUAGCCCCCCAUUCCAUUGGGGAAGGCACCUUAAGAGCGCUUUUACUGCCUACAUCCUGUGAGUGCACAAGAUUACUGCGCAUGAAAUAUUGUGUUUUAUAACAAUAUCACACUAUGUUUUGUUUUAUGCUUUCUCUGUAGAUUUACACAGCCAUAUCCCGAAUCUUCUCUGUUUUGGUUUAUACUAUAUAUGAUAUAGCGACCUAGGGAGGCUGUCAUACAUCUUUAUAAGCUAAGUACUAUUGCUUUCUAUAUUAUUUAUCGAUUGUAUAUUGUUUGGGAUAUACUUAUAAGCUAUUUAGUGUACAAAUACCUGAAUUAGUGAUGGAAGUCACAAUUCAUAUCUGUGUUUGGACCUAGAGAAUGCACUGUUUAAUACUUGGCCUUUAUUUUUAUUUAUAGGAGAUUGUAAGAAAACCAUUCACUAAACGAGAAGCAGCCCCUUUGAUACCCCAGCCUUCUGUAAGUAUGGCAACAAGCCAACUACGGAAGAAGAAGAAAAAUAAGGGGAGGAAGAGACGCAUGGAUAGGAUUGAUAGGUGGAAAAAAACACUGGACGAGUGGAAGACUCUCGCCUCGGCACAGAAGCAAAAGACUUCAAAGGAGUACAGCAAAACUUUGGAAGAAUUUUAAAACACUUGGUACUGCAGAGCGAGAUAAGGAACGUGUUGGAGGGUGUGCACUCCCGAAGGUUUCCAAUGGGUCAUUACAGAUACACAGAAUGGGUGAAAUGCCUGUAGCCAAUUAUUAACCAGCUUCUCAACCUAUAUGUUUAGAGAAAUCUAAAGUACAAUUCCUUGGCAAAGAAACAGAAAGCAAAUAUCAUACGAAUACUUUGCUGUGUAACUGCUAGCAACAAUGCAUUGUGUCAGAAUAGGUGCACCUUAUAUUGUAUCUUCAAACGAAGACUUCUUAUUUUCACCGAGGAUUCUGGGAGAUUCGCGCUUUCUACUCUUCAAGGACUAAGAUGGGUUCUUUGUUUUUGUCUAACAUUGGACCAGACGUUUGAGUUAGCCUGUAAAGUGAGGCAGAUUGUAUAGUUGUAUAGUAGUGUAAGUAAGCUACAGAGAUUUCUAUUUUGUUGACAGCAGUUUGUAUAAAGUCGGAGGGUAACUGUUCUAGCUCGAUAUUUUUAUUAUCAUUUCUAGUUUCAGCCCCUCCUCAAUAUCUGACAUGUACAGGGCACAUAUUAUCAUAUAUUGGAGUCUGACUGGUAAGCAUGACACCGAAAUAUCUGGUCAGUCAUACGUUGACCAGGUUCCUGAGGAUAUGGGUAUAAAGUGUAUUCAUAUUCAAUAUUUUAUUUUUUUUAGCAGACGUCCACUGGGUUCUUCAGUGUGGAGCACACAAGUUCAUGUGGUAACUAAUCAGGUUCCUGGUGGGCUGCUUGAGUUGGUCUGGGAUGGUCUGGCCACCAGCUGUUCGGCUCUUCUGCCGAGCGGUAUGCUAUGUUAGUCUUGGCAGCAAGUUCUUCCUUCUGUUCAAAUUCUUUGCUGAGGUUCUGGCACUUGCGUUUGGAUGGUAAGUGCGGAUAUUGGCAUUGGAUCAUAUUCAUGCCCUUUCAACACAUACAGCACGGUGUCUUGUACAGCUGUAAACUGUGACUUAGCAAAGGUAAGGGCUUUCACUGACAGAUGAGACAAUUUAGGGUGGAGGGAUUGACAUGGGAGAGGAGAUGAAGAAGUGGGGGGUUAAGAGGAAGAGAAAUUGGGUAAAUUAGAGAUACAGCUUUAUCUAGGCCUUUCUAUUUUACUAGGUGGUUGUGUGAUCCAUUAAAGGGAUACUAUAUGCAUUGAAACAACUUCAGCUUAAUGAAGUAGUUUUGGUGUAUAGAUCAUGCCUCUGCAGUCUCACUGCUCAAUUAUCAGCUGUUUAGGCGUUAAAUCACUUUUGUUUCUGUUUAUGCAGCCCUAGCCACUCCUCCCCUGGCUGUGACUCACACAGCCUGCAAAAAAAAAAAUAGAAUUUUCAAUUAGAUUUCCUUCUUUGUUAUUUGAACUUUAUUCACACACAAGAGGUUCCGGUUGGAUCUAGAAAGCUAUUAACAGAGCAAGAGACAAAAAGUUCUAAAUUAAACAGACUGUGCUAUAAAGAAAAUUUAAAACAUUAGAUGCCACUUUACACCAAAUGUGUAUUAAGGCUCUGUUUAAGUAGCCUUAGUCACAGCUCCAAUGGAUGUGACCUCCAAGGUGAUUUUACUCCUAAAUGGCAAAUAAUUGUGUAGUGAGACUGCAGGGGCAUGAUCUAUAAACCAAAACCACUUCAUUAAGUUAAAGUUGUUUUGGUGCCUUCUUGCCAUCUACCCCUUAUACUUUUUUCCCCACCCCUUAUUCUUUAUCUCACCCUUAUAAAUACCUCUCAUCUCUUUUCUUUUCUGCUUACAUCUCUAUAGAAAAUGGGGUUGGAAAUUGGCAAAAUGACUUUAUGCCAGUGUUCAAGUGUGCCAAGUUGUGGCUGACUAUUCUUGUUUAAAGCAUACUCAUUAUAUUGGCGAUAAUGUUACCCUCUUCACCAUUUGUUUUAAGCCUACUCCUUGCAAUGUUUGGUAUCUUCUUUCAUCUUUCAAUAAAAUUCCUAUUUAUAGCAAUAAUGGUUUUACUCCAGUUAUCACACACUCUCUUCCCAGUUGUGUCAUAUAUGUUGUUUAAAUAGUGGUGGGGUUAUGUGGACUUAUGCUAUGCAUAGCAAGACACCAGAUGUCAGUGAGCCCAAAUGUGAUCAAGCCAUUUUAAUUUGCUGUAACCAUUCCUCCUUAGCUAAUCAACUUCCUAUGUCACAGGUGGCCAGAAGGCUUUUGUUAUUUGGAUUACAUAGGAAAAUAUGAAUUUCAAAAUGGGACAACUCAUUUCUUUGCUGUGCAUAAAAGCAGUCUGUCUUGUUGAUCAAGGUCUUCCCCCAAAGCUGCCUAGGCUCUGUUAUUUUUGGGAACCCUUGAAGUGUCUUCAUACUUGCCAGUACGUUAGCUUGGGCCUUGGUGAUGACUUGAGAAAAGUCCCUCUUUAUAGGCAUAAACAUAAAAGUACACAUAUUUAGAUCAGAAGUGUUAGUUUCUCUUCUGCCUUCACCAUCAUUUUUGAGACUGAACUGUUCGUACCAGCCUGUUUUCUUCCUUCAGUGCUGCUCCGCAUGUACCUGUACGUCCUUACUGUAAUACUGACUGCUGUUUAUCUUUAUAGUUCAUCAUAAACACAGAACAAUUAUCCUAGUCCACAAUUAUAACGUUUCACUUGCUCCGAUACUCUGUAACAAGUAGACAUAUCCAGACCCCAGGGCCGUACAUUCCAUUACACAGUGACUGUUUGAACUCUGAUACACCUGUACUCAAGCUCAUUCGCACAAACUGUACUGUUGGUGAAACCUGUCAACUCACUUUAUGAACUUCUUACUCUAAGGUAACGGUGAGCAGCAUAAUGUAGUCCAUAUAUUCUUAAUAAUGUAGGCCCUUUGUGUUAAGACUAACAAGAACAGGACUUUAAAAGUUUUAUUUAAAAAUUCCAUUUGGAAUCCUCUGACUUUGGGGAAAGGAGGGAUCACUUUGAUACUUAUUUACCCCUUAAGGACACAUGACAUGUGUGACAUGUCAUGAUUCCCUUUUAUUUCAGAAGUUUGGUCCAUAACGGGUUAAAAAUACAAUUUAAAAAAAUCGCUGUCCCAUGAGUAAAUACUCUACCCAAUAUUUCCCCUCCUACGUAUUUAUAGUUGGGUACGAUAACUCAGGUGGUUGUGAAACCUACUAGUAAAGUCGCACUUGCCACCGAAAGUAACCCAAGAAAUGUAAGUGCAAAGUAUAAAAUAGCAGACGCGUUUCGGCUCCAAAAACCUUCAUCCAGUGCUAUAUUGCAGGGCCUCCCUUCAAUACACUGGGCUUUAAAUGUGUGUAUAUUUAUGUAAACUUGUACAUAUAUAUAUAAUGUUUCUUUUGAACUGACAAAUUUCACACAUUUUCAGUACUUCCUGUUAUUUUUUCAAUCAUGCUUCCUUUUUUUUGAUAGUGAAUCAUUUUUAAAUCGAAGAAGAAAUGCAUUUUUUUUUUUUUUUUUUAAAAGCAAGCUGACCGUACUCAGGAAUAAAUUUAGGCAGUUAUGGUUCCAACCCAAUCAAUAGGGCUAGUGGCUAAAACAAAAUUAUAGAUAGGAACUUCGAAUAUGAAAAUAUAUGCUUAGCAUGAUAUAUGUAAUCUUUUU
Pelobates cultripes (western spadefoot toad) is the source of this 81229-nucleotide messenger RNA. NCBI's taxonomy places the organism in Eukaryota, Metazoa, Chordata, Amphibia, Anura, Pelobatidae. The record is from the annotation of a GenBank genome assembly.